Coregonus sp. 'balchen' is the source of this 48934-nucleotide messenger RNA. The record is from the annotation of a GenBank genome assembly. NCBI's taxonomy places the organism in Eukaryota, Metazoa, Chordata, Actinopteri, Salmoniformes, Salmonidae.
CAGCUGAUCAAGCAUUUCUCUUCCUCCAGGAGGGAGGUGUAUCGGAUCCUGAAGAACCAGGGUAUCCUACUCCCACGCUACGCCGUUCUCAACAGAGACCCUGCAAGACCAGAGGGUUAGUACCCAGUACCUUUGUGGUUAAAGCAGUGUUUCUCAAUCCUGGUCCUGGGAACCCAAAGAGGUGCACGUUGAUGUUUUGUUUUUCCCCCUAGCAUUAACACACCUGAUUCCAAUAAUCAGAGGCUUGAUGAUGAGUUGAUUGGUUGAAUCAAGUGUGUUGGUGCUAGGGCAAAAUCUAAAAUGUGCUUUCAGACUUAAAAAGUAAUCUAAUGUCAAGAUGAGUACUUCGGAAAGUAUUCAGACCCCUUGAUUUAUUCCACGUUUUGUUAUGUUACAGCCUUAUUCUAAAAUUUAUGAAAUUGUUUUUUCUCCCUCAAUCUACACAAUUACCUCCAUAAUGACAAAGCAAAAACAGGUUUUUAGACAUGUUUACUAAUUUAUUAAAAAUAAAAAAAUGUAUCACAUUUACGUAAGUAUUCAGACCCUUUACUCAGUACUUUGUUGAAGCACCUUUGGCAGCAAUUACAGCCUUGAGUCUUCUUGGGUAUGACGCUACAAGCUUGGCACCUCUGUAUUUGGGGAGUUUCUCCCAUUCUUCUCUGCAGAUCCUCUCAAGCUCUGUCAGGUUGGAUGGGAGCGACGCUUGGUAUUCAGGCCAAAUAGUUAAAUCUUAGUUUCAUCAGACCAGAGAAUUUAGUUUCUCGUGGUCUUUAAGUGCCUUUUGGCAAACUCCAUGCGGGCUGUAAUGUGCCUUUUACUGAGGAGUGGCUUCCGUCUGGCCACUCUACCAUUAAGGCCUGAUUGGUGGAGUGCUGCAGAGAUGGUUGUCCUUCUGGAAGGUUCUCCCAGCUCCACAGAGGAACUAUAGAGCUCUGUCAGAGUGACCAUCAGGUUCUUGGUCACCUCCCUGACCAAGGCACUUCUCCCCCGAUUGCUCAGUUUGGGCCAGCGACCAGCUCUAGGAAGAGUCUUGGUGCUUCCAAACUUCUUCCAUUUAAGAAUGAUGGAGGCCACUGUGUUCUUGGGGACCUUCAAUGCUGCAGAAAUGUUUUUGUACCGUUCCCCAGAUCUGUGCCUCGACACAAUCCUGUCUCGGAGCUCUACGGACAAUUCCUCCGACCUCAUGGCUUGGUUUUUGCUCUGACAUGCACUGUCAACUGUGGGACCUUAUAUAGACAGGUGUGUGCCUUUGCAAAUAAUGUCCAAUCAAUUGAAUUUACCACAGGUGGACUCCAAUCAAGUUGUAGAAACAUCUCAAGGAUGAUCAGUGGAAACAGGAUGCACCUGAGCUCAAUUUUGUGUCUCAUAGCAAAGGGUCUGAAUACUUCAGUAAAAAUAAUAUAAACAAACCUUUUUUUGCUUUGUCAUUAUGGGGUAUUGUGUGUAGAUUGAGGAUUUUUUAUUUAUUUAAUCCAUUUUAGAUUAAGGCUGUAACGUAACAAAGUGGAAAAAGUCGAGGGGUCUGAACUUUCCGAAGACACUGUAUGUAGAUCCAGCUAUGCCUCAAACCCCAAGAGAAUGGAGAAGAUGAGCACAGCAAAUCUUUAAAUUAAAUGGUGCCUUUUUUUUCCAUUCAUCUUGGAUUGUGGCAUAUAGCUGGAUCUACAAAACGGAUGGCCUGGGAUGUGUACUUACCUCAACAGAAGACCAGGUUUGAGGUUUGCAAACAUCAGACAAGCUUUGAAGUGUAAUGCCCCUUUAAGGUUAUUAAUAGAAUAUGGGGCAAAUUCUCUAAUGCGCUUCCACCGUAUCAAAUCAAAUCAAAUCAAAUCAAAUCAAAUGUUACUUGUCACAUACACGUGUUUAGCAGAUGUUAUAGCGGGUGUAGCGAAAUGCUUGUGCUUCUAGUUCCGACAGUGCAGUAAUAUCUAACAAUUUCACAACAUAUACCCAAUACACACAAAACUAGUAAGGAAUGGGAAUUAAGAAUAUAUACAUAUAUGGACAAGCAAUGACAGAGCAGCAAUGGACUAAGAUACAGUAGAAUAUUAUAGAAUAGAAUACAGUAUAUACAUAUGAGAUGAGUAGUGCAAGAUAUGUAAACAUUAUUAAAGUGACUAGUGUUCCAUUUCUUAAAGUGGCCAGUGAUUUCAAUAGGCAGCAGCAGCCUCUAAUGUGCUAGUGAUGGCUAUUUAACAGUCUGAUGGCCUUGAGAUUUUCCUAGCUUCAUGACGGUGACAAAACAGUGUUUCAGUAUAGGAAUGUGACAAUAUGAAUCACUGUCAGGUCAGUGUUCAGGCCAUUGUGUUAUUCUCCAUUUUAUUUCUGCCCGGCACCUCAUCUGUUAACAACCCGGUUCCUGUUUCUCUGCCAAUUCAGUGCUAAACCCUCAUUCAUUGCUUGCUCUGUGCUAUUGUUUUGUUUGUAGUUUAUUCUUAUCAUAAUCCAAAACAAAAUUGUGUCCAAAGAUUUACUCAGGAACCACGUUUCCAUCCACAGUUUUUCUGCAAGUGAAGUAAAUAAAUAAAUAAAAUAAUACAAAUAAAUAAGUAGUGUCAUACAGUGGGGAAAUAAAUCAUGACAGCUGUGAUAGAAAAAGGAUGUUUCGGUACAAUUGUAUAAAUGCUGACAGAUCAUUUGUUUGUUCGACAUGGUUGGAUCUUAUUGUGUCUGUAAAAUUAAUUAUGCGAGAAAUGCGGGGGAAAUGCCUUUUUUAUGCGCAAAUAUUGAUAUAAUAACCAUCAUGUCGAAGUAAACUAGGAGUCACGCGGUGAUUAUGGUGUGUGGUCCUCCCACUACAACUCGGGAAAGCAUGCAGUUUAUUAGGCUACAGAUUAAAUUAGUUACGAUGAACUUCACAGGGUGGUGAAAGUGCACGGUGAUGAGUUUUGAUGCGCCUUUCCAAUAAAUAUCGAGCUUCUUAUUCUGGUGACAUAAGGAUCAAUGAAAGACUGCUAUUUGAGGGGAAAAAAUAUCCUUAUCCUUAAAAAUCUCAUAAUGUAGACUAGCCUACCCACUCAGCCUACCCACACUCUAUCAGCAAGCUGUUGGCUAGAGCGCACGUGACAAGACCAGAGUAGGCACAUUUUUAGCCCAACAGUUUUUGUGACAAAACUAUCAGUAGAGUUGAAUGUGAUGGAAACACAUUUAACUUUUUUUGAUUUUUUUUUUCGGUACAUGAAAACUUAAACGACAAGGUACAUUUUAAGUGCACUACCUCAUCAUGCACUGAUUUUUAUCCGGAACAAGUCCGUUUGGUGGAAACACACCACAUUUUAAAUUUUAGUCAUUUAGCAGACGCUCUUAUCCAGAGCGACUUACAUUAUCUUUUUAUUUUUCAUACUGGCCCCCGGUGGGAAUCGAACCCACAACCCUGGCGUUGCAAACGCCAUGCUCUACAUCCCUGCCGGCCAUUCCCUCCCCUACCCUGGACGACGCUGGGCCAAUUGUGCGCCGCCCCAUGGGUCUCCCGGUCGUGGCCGGCUACGACAGAGCCUGGAUUCGAACCAGGAUCUCUAGUGGCACAGCUAGCACUGCGAUGCAGUGCCUUAGACCACUGCAUCGCGAUGCAUAUUUUCUUUAUGCGGAUCUUAGAAUAUUUGCAUGAAACUCUAUCGCCAGUUUGAUGGAAACGUAGCCAGUGAUGUUAUUUGUCUAGUCCAAUAUGUCCCCUUUUUAUUGUCGCAUCGACUGGCGUGAUUUUGAUGGAGAUCAAUGUACAAACUCAUUUCUUAAAUUUUCAACUCUGUCGUAUCUGGAAUGGAAUCAAUCAGGACUGCUUAAAUUCCUCUCUCGUCCUUUAGAUUACUACAAACAUAAGAUUACUGGCAUGUAGAAAAGUUAGAGGGAUAAAACUGCUUUCCAUUUCAGUCUUAAACUGGCGACUAGCCAUGACUGUGAAACAGAUGGGGAAACAGUGUUAGCGGAAACAAUCCUGUCAUAAAGGACAAUGCAGCCAUUAUGCAUCUGAAAUGAACCCCCACAAUGCUGUUCAAAUCCAAUAGGAAUAUGAGCUGCGGCUGGAUAGACCUGUUGACACUACAUCUGUUGCUGUAGGCAAAUAAAGGCCAUUCAGCUACGGCCUGAUUGGGCUUGAUGGUAAGAGCUUUAUCUUUUUGGCAAAGUGCCCUAUCGCGUCUCUAACCUAUUGUCUGGUAGCCUCUCCCAAGUCUAUGUCAUCAACACUUCUCUGAGAUUAAUUUGGAUCAGACCAUUGAUCGUUCAGCCAAUCAGGUUCCCUUAAUGGAAGCAAUCUUUCCAGAGAUUGGAUGCCACGUUGUCGUUUGAAUGGGCACCAGGUCUAAUCCAGUAUUGGUACACAGGGUUGUGUUCAUUAAAAUGAAGAAAAUAAAGCGUCUGUGAACCUGGUUGUAGUGAGUGGGUAGCAGCUGUCUCGUUCCCAUCCACCCCCUGCUCUGAGGGGUAAAACUGGAGCACCGCUAGGCCUGGGAGACCUGCUUCCUGUCUCAGCUUUGCACUGAUUAGUAAUUAUACACCCACUCACAAUGGUCUCUGUCUCUCUCUCUGUCUCUGUCUCUGUCUCUGUCUCUGUCUCUGUCUGUCUGUCGUCUGUUCUGUUCUGUCUGUCUGCUGUCUGUCUUUCUGUCUGUCUGAUCUGUCUGUCCUGUCUGUCUUCCUGUGCCUGUCUGUCUGUCGUCUGUCUGUCUGUCUGUCGGUCUGUCUGUCUGUCUGGCUGUCUGUCUCUCUCUCUCUCUCUCUCCCUCUUCUCUCUCUCAUCACUCCUCUCCGACCCUCUCUCUCUCUCUCUCUUCUUUCUCUCGUCUCCCUCUUCUCUCUGUCCUCCUUCUGUCUGUCGUCUGCUCUCUGUCCUGGCGCUCUGUCGGCUCUCGUCUGGCUCUCUGUCCUGGCUCUCUGUCUAGGCUCUCUGUCUGGCUCUCUGUUCUGGCUCUCUGUCUGGCUCUCUGUCUGGGCGCUCUGUCUGUCUCUCUGCUCCUCUCUGUCUGUCUCGCUUUCUUUCUGUCUGUCUCUGCUGUCCGUCUCUCCUCUCUCUGUCUGUCUGUCUCUCUGUUCUGUCCUGUCUGUCUGUCAUGCCGUGCUGUCUCGCUCUCUCUCUCUUCUGUCUGUCUGUCGGUCUCGCUCUCUUCUUUCUCUGUCUGCUCCUGUCUGUCUCUCUCUCUCUUCGUCUCUCUCUGUCCGGUUCCUCUCUCGCCUCUCUCUCUCUCUGUCUGUCUCGCUCUCUGUCUGUCUGUCGGUCUUUCUCGCUUUCUUACUGUCUGUCCCUGCUCUCUGUCUUCUGCUUUCUGUCUCUCUCUCUCUCUGUCGUCUCCCUCUCGUCUCUCUGUCGCUCGUCUGUCUGUCUCUCUCUGUCUCUGUCUCUCUCUCUCUCCUCUCUCUCUUCUCUCUCUGUCCUCUGUCUCUCUCUCCUUCUCUCUCUCUCUCGUCUCCCUCUCGUCUGUCUCUCUCUCUUCUCUCUCUUCUUCUCUCCUCUCUCUGUCUGUCUCUCUGUCUGUCUCGUCUCCUCUCUCGUUCUGCUCUGCUCCUGUCUCUGUCUGUCUUCUCUCUCUGUCUGUCUCCUCUUCUGUCUCCCUCUCUCUUCUCUCGUCCUUCUCGCUCUUCUCUCUCUUCUGUCUGUCGCUCUCGCUCUUCUGUCUGUCGCUCGCUCUGUCUGUCUUCUCGCUCUCUCGCUCCCUCUUCUGUCUGUCUUUCUCGCUCCUCUCUGUUCUGUCUUCUCUCUGUCUGUCUCGCCUCUCUUCUCUCGCUGUCUUCUCCUUCUUUCUCUCUCUUGUCCAGGAUUUGUAGACUGCUCCUGUCUGUCUGUCCUUCUGUCUUUCUCCUCUCCUCUGUCCUGUUUUCCUCUACUGGUCCUCUGGUCUGGGUGGCCAAUUUAAGGGCAGCUCGCCACUGGAGGCCAUCUGUUGAAAUGACAGCUGUCUGCUUUGACCUCUCUAAGACCCUUGGCCUCCAUUGUGAUAAAUGGGAUAGCCCACUACUUUGGUGUUUAUUUUCCUUUUUGUGAAAUGGAAUCUGUACUACAAUUCCAUGUUUCAUCUGUACGUUCAUAUUUGUUGAAAUAAACUGUGUAGAAUUCCAUGUAUUUACCAGAGGAUGUUGAGAAGGACUAUUUAGAACGUUCAGAGGUCUUUGUAGAAUGUUCUAGAGUGGGCAUUAGUCAAGUGAACUUGAACACCCCACCCAGUGUGUCAGAAUACUAAGGGGACUUUUCACACCAACAUCCCGUUAAUAGGUUGAUUAGCCAAAAUCUAAAACUUACUUUUACAUAACCUUAACCUCAACCUAAUUUCAACCAAUUUCGUAAAUUAUAUAUCAGAUGUCACGUCUCCUUAAUUUUUCCCCGUUGGAACAGGCCUUUUCAGGCAGGCAGCAGUAAAGUGGCUGUGAGUGACGGCUGCUGUGGAAUCUAGCAGGUCAGUUUUGUUAUGUUUGUCACUCAGAUAGCAGAUGAACACGGCAUAAGCCAUGGAAAAAUUUGUAGAAUUGCUUUAAAACAGCAAAAUAUUGUCUCUGCAGCCAAGACGACCGUCUGUAAAAUAUUUGGUCAUAAGCCCCAUUUUUGAUUCCGAGAAUUGUAUUUGGGGGGUUUUCAAUUAGGUAAAUGCAGAUGGGCAACCCCAUGUUUACAGGCGCUAUGCUGCAUCAGUUCGGCUACAGAUUAUAAUGCUUUUAUAGGGAACAUUAUAUUUCAGAUGGUGUCAACAUAAUUUAAUUUUAAUUCAUUUUUAAAGCAGAUUGUUAUUUUUUAAAAAGUCAACAGAAGUGACCCUCUCAGUCGUUCUACCCCAAAACAUAUCACAGGGGUGCAUGUCCCUGGAGCCCCCACCCCCCACAAACACGUUAACUUUGCCACCGCUGUUGAACAGAAAUCCUAUAGGAAACACUGCCCUGGCAUAAGAAGAUUAGAUUUGCCCUUUCUGUUGGAUAAAGUGAGAUUAUAAAGGGAGAAAAGCUCAAAUGUAUGAAAUUCUCAUUCUGCUGCAGCGCAAGAGGCCUUUGCACUGUCAGGUUAUCCCAGAACGGUUUUGUUUUUGUCCAUUUUCUAUCUCUUUUUUGCAUCUGUUUCUCUCUUAUCUCCGUUACUACGGUGUCUGCGUCACAGAAUAGUCUCUUUUUUUCCACCCGCUAUUCAAAUAAUCAUUCUCAUCCACUCUCCGUUCAAAUCAGGUGAUUGAAUCCGUCUAAAAUACUCUCCAUGUCAGAGGUCGUCAACUCUGGUUUUAGAUAUUUACCGGGUGUGCAGAAUUGCUAGUUUGUUUCUGCUCUCUUGCCAACUCCUUAUGGAAUUUUAGACGGAUUCUAUCACCUGAACGUUUGAACGGAGAGUGGAUGACAAUGAUGCAAUUGUUAUUUGAAUGGCAGGGGGUGAAGGAGGCUAUGGUAACGACUAUUCUGUGAUGCAGACACCGUUGUAACACCGUAGUAAUAACAACAGCACAAACAUAUCUGGGACCAGGCUACAGAAUUUGUUGGUUUUGUGCUGGACUAUUAAAUGGCUGACCAGGGUUAGUGACCACUGCUGUACGUAAAGACCUGCUGCUAAGGGGUCUGAAUGGAGAUCAAGGCCUGCUAAUCCCAUAGGUAACCAGUUGUAUGUGCCAUCUCUGUCCAGAGUGUAACCUGGUAGAGGGGGAGGACCACGUGGAGGUGAAUGGUGAAGUGUUCCAGAAGCCCUUUGUGGAGAAGCCUGUGAGCGCCGAGGACCACAACGUCUACAUCUAUUACCCCACGUCGGCCGGAGGGGGCAGCCAGAGGCUCUUCCGCAAGGUUAGGAUGCAUGCAUGCACGCAGGCGCACACAAGAUCAAGACAUCCAUCCAUCCGUACAUACAUACACUAUAAGUAUGUGGACACCCCUUCAAAUUUAGUGGAUUCGGCAAUUUCAGCCACACCCGUUGCUGACAGGUGUAUAAAAUCGAGCACACAGCCAUGCAAUCUCCAUAGUCAAACAUUAGCAGUAAAUGGCCUUACUGAAGAGCUCAGUGACUUUCAAUGUGGCACAGUCAUAGGAUGCCACUUUUCCAACAAGUUGAAGUUGGAAGUUUACAUACACCUUACCCAAAUACAUUUAAACUCAGUUUUUCACAAUUCCUGAUAUUUAAUCCUAGUAAAAAUUCCCUGUCUUGGGUCAGUUAGGAUCACCACUUUAUUUUAAGAAUGUGAAAUGUCAGAAUAAUAGUAGAGAGAAUUAUUUAUUUCAAUUUUAUUUCUUUCAUCACAUUCCCAGUGGGUCAGAAGUUUACAUACACUCAAUUAGUAUUUGGUAGCAUUGCCUUUAAAUUGUUUAACAUGGGUCAAAUGUUUCAGGUAUCCUUCCACAAGCUUCCCACAAUAAGUUGGGUACAUUUUGGCCCAUUCCUCCUGACAGAGCUGGUGUAACUGAGUCAGGUUUGUAGGCCUCCUUGCUCGCACACGCUUUUUCAGUUCUGCCCACACAUUUUCAAUAGGAUUGAGGUCAGGGCUUUGUGAUGGCCACUCCAAUACCUUGACUUUGUUGUCCUUAAGCCAUUUUGCCACAACUUUGGAAGUAUGCUUGGGGUCAUUGUCCAUUUGGAAGACCCAUUUGCGACCAAGCUUUAACUUCCUGACUGAUGUCUUGGGUUGUUGCUUCAAAAUAUCCACAUAAUUUUCCUUCCUCAUGAUGCCAUCUAUUUGGUGAAGUGCACCAGUCCCUCCUGCAGAGAAGCACCCCCACAGCAUGAUGCUGCCACCCCCGUGCUUCACGGUUGGUAUGGUGUUCUUCGGCUUGCAAGCACCCCCUUUUUCCUCCAAACAUAACGAUAGUCAUUAUGGCCAAACAGUUCUAUUUUUGUUUGAUCAGACCAGAGGACAUUUCUCCAAAAAGUACAAUCUUUGUCCCCAUGUGCAGUUGCAAAUCGUAGUCUGGCUUUUUUAUGGCGGUUUUGGAGCAGUGGCUUCUUCCUUGCUGAGUGGCCUUUCAGGUUAUGUCGAUAUAGGACUCGUUUUACUGUGGAUAUAGAUAAUUAUGUACCUGUUUCCUCCAGCAUCUUCAGAAGGUCCUUUGCUGUUGUUCUGGGAUUGAUUUGCACUUUUCACACCAAAGUACGUUCAUCUCUAGGAGACAGAACGCGUCUCCUUCCUGAGCGGUAUGACGGCUGUGUGGUCCCAUGGUGUUUAUACUUGCGUAUUAUUGUUUGUACAUAUGAACGUGGUACCUUCAGGCGUUUGGAAAUUGCUCCCAAGGAUGAACCAGACUUGUGAAGGUCUACAAUUGUUUUUCUGAGGUCUUGGCUGAUUUCUUUUGAUUUUCCCAUGAUGUCAAGCAAAGAGGCACUGAGUUUGAAGGUAGGCCUUGAAAUACAUCCACAGGUACACCUCCAAUUGUCUCAGAUGAUGUCAAUUAGCCUAUCAGAAGCUUCUAAAGCCAUGACAUCCUUUUCUGGAAGCUGUUUAAAGGCACAGUCAACUUAGUGUAUGUAAACUUCUGACCCACUGGAUUUGUGAUACAGUGAAUUAUAAGUGAAAUAAUCUGUCUGUAAACAAUUGUUGGAAAAAUUACUUGUGUCAUGCACAAAGUAGAUGUCCUAACCGACUUGCCAAAACUAUAGUUUGUUAACAAGAAAUGUGUGGAGUGGUUGAAAAACAAGUUUAAUGACUCCAACCUAAGUGUAUGUAAACUUCCGACUUCAACUAUAUUUCUGCCCUGCUAGAGCUGCCCCAGUCAACUGUAAGUGCUGUUAUUGUGAAGUGGAAACGUCUAGGAGGAACAAUGGCUCAGCCGCGAAGUGGUAGGCCACAUAAGCUUACAGAACGGGAUCGGCGAGUGCUGAAGCGUGUAGCGCGUAAAAAUCGUCUGUCCUCGGUUGCAACACUCACUACUGAGUUCCAAACUGCCUCUGGAUGCAACUUCAGCACGAGAACUGUUCGUCAGGAGCUUCAUGAAAUGGGUUUCCAUGGCCGAGCAGCCGCACACAAGCCUAAAAUCACUAUGCGCAAUGACAAGCGUCGGCUGGAGUGGCGUAAAGCUCGCCGCUAUUGGACUCUGGAGCAGUAGAAACUGGUUCUCUGGAGUGAUGAAUCACGCUUUACCGUCUGGCAGUCCGACGGACUAAUCAGGGUUUGGCGGAUGCCAGGUGAGCGCCACCUGCCCCAAUGCAUAGUACCAACUGUAAAGUUUGGUGGAGGAGGAAUAAUGGUCUGGGGCUGUUUUUCCGGCUACGCCCCUUAGUUCCAGUGAAGGGAAAUCUUAACGCUACAGCAUACAAUUACAUUCUAGAUGAUUCUGUGCUUCAAACUUUUUGGCAACAGUUUGGGGAAGGCCCUUUCCUGUUUCAGCAUGACAAUAACCCCAUGCACAAAGCGAGGUCCAUACAGAAAUGGUUUGUUGAGAUCGGUGUGGAAGAACUUGACUGGCCCUGACCUCAAUCCCAUCGAACACCUUUGGGAUGAAUUGGAACGCCGACUGCGAGCCAGGCCUAAUCGCCCAACAUCAGUGCCCGACCUCACUAAUGCUCUUGUGGCUGGAUGGAAGCAAGUCCCUGCAGAAAUGUUCCAACAUCUAGUGGAAAGCCUUCCCAGAAGAGUGGAGGCUGUUAUAGCAGCAAAGGGGGGACCAACUCCAUAUUAAUGCCCAUGAUUUUGGAAUGUAGUAUACAUACUCACUCACACACACACACACACACACACACACUUAGCCGUCAACAUUCCUAACUAAUGCCAGGAGUAUUUCCUGGUCAGAUCAUGUGAUCAGCAGAAACUGGGCACUAUUCAUAACUCAGUGCUCUAGCAGAAUCUCUGCAGUAUUAGCCCCUAAAACCAUGUAAUGCUAGCUGGAGGCUGCUGGAGGCUGCUGGAGCCUGUACAAGCCACUAAUACCAUGCAAGGCUAGCUAGAGACUGUACAAGCCACUAAUACCAUGUAAUGCUAGCUAGAGACUGUACAAGCCACUAAUACCAUGCAAGGCUUUCUAGAGACUGUAAAAGCCACUAAUACCAUGUAAUGCUAGCUAGAGACUGUACAAGCCACUAAUACCAUGCAAGGCUUUCUAGAGACUGUACAAGCCACUAAUACCAUGUAAUGCUAGCUAGAGACUGUACAAGCCACUAAUACCAUGUAAUUCUAGCUAGAGACUGUACAAGCCACUAAUACCAUACAAGGCUAGCUAGAGACUGUACAAGCCACUAAUACCAUGCAAGGCUAGCUAGAGACUGUACAAGCCACUAAUACCAUACAAGGCUAGCUAGAGACUGUACAAGCCACUAAUACCAUGCAAGGCUUUCUAGAGACUGUACAAGCCACUAAUACCAUGUAAUGCUAGCUAGAGACUGUACAAGCCACUAAUACCAUGUAAUUCUAGCUAGAGACUGUACAAGCCACUAAUACCAUACAAGGCUAGCUAGAGACUGUACAAGCCACUAAUACCAUGUAAUUCUAGCUAGAGACUGUACAAGCCACUAAUACCAUGUAAUUUCUCUCCUCCUGAUCUUCCCUCUAGAUUGGAAGCAGAAGUAGUGUUUAUUCGCCCGAGAGUAAUGUGCGAAAAACUGGAUCCUACAUUUAUGAAGAGUUCAUGCCAACGGAUGGAACAGAUGUAAAGGUACGUCCCAUUAGCCAACAGCUGUUUGUGUUAAACAAGUGUUAAAUGUAUUUACUUCAGUGUUUUCCAUUCUACUUCCGUUUUAGAGUCUAUUUGCUUCAAAGCACAACAUAAUAGAAUUGAUGUGUUAUGUAGGAUUUAUGUGUUGUGCCUCGCGGAAGACUGUCUCGGUUACAAAGAUGAGGGGGGGAGAGUGACUGUGCAAAUCCAGAUUGCAGAGUCAGACGAAAUAGGAGAGCUCCAACCCAGCAGUAUAUAUAUCAUUAUAUUUAUCUCAUUGGCUCAGCUGAAAAGGGAUCUAGCUAAAACCGCAUAUUAUUUCUACGUUCCAAAUGGCUUAGGGCCAUAGGGUGCCACUUGGGACACAAGCUAUAUUUACUCUCUGGGACCAGCUGAAAUAGGGCAGCUAAAAAUGCUAAUUAUAUUUACUUUGUACGAUCAGGCACCAGCUUUUAGUUACACAGCUGAAAAACGACGAGGACGGUGAGGCCACUAGAUUCAGUAUUUCACACUGUGUCCUUUGCUUUGAGCACCACAGUGAGCAUGCGUACCAAAUUGCACCCUAUUCCCUAUAUAGUGCACUCCUUUUGACCAGAGCCCUACUCUCAGAGAACAAUGGAAGUGGAAUAGAAAAAUACUUAUUUUAUUAUAUAAAAACGCUGGAUAGGUAACAACCAUACUUUUGUGGGUGGGGGGGGGUGGUGUCUGUGGGUGGGUGGGGGGGUGGUGUCUGUGUGUGGGGUGGGUUUGGUCCCUAGGUGUACACAGUGGGGCCUGACUACGCCCACGCGGAGGCCAGGAAGUCCCCGGCCCUGGACGGCAAGGUGGAGCGGGACAGUGAGGGCAAGGAGGUGCGCUACCCAGUCAUCCUCAAUGCCCGCGAGAAGCUCAUCGCCUGGAAGGUCUGUCUGGCCUUCAAGGUAACCAGGGACAACACACUAGCAACCAUGACCUUAAGCUAGGCCAAGACUGUGUUUCUGCGUCCCAAAUGGCAAGCUAUUCCUUACAUAGUGCACUACUUUGGAACAGAGCCCUAUGACCCUCUUGUCCAAAGUGGUGUACUAUCUAAGGAAUAGGGUGCCAUUUGGGACACAGACAGGGACUUGACUCAUUAUCCCUAGACUGGCUUGAUUAAGGUGGACAGCCCUGUUGAAUGGACCAAGCAAAGGUGAUUGGGGUUGUUUAAAGAGAGUCGAGUGGCGUAAAUGCUAGGAAACACUAAGUAGAAGUGCCCUAAGUACCCAAGUUCCCUAGAGACUAAAUAGAAUUUAGUGCCUAAAUUGCAACACAGUAUCAGAAAUAUCAAAUAAUAUCAAGACAUUACGUCUGUUUUCAAUUAUGGCCCAAUAAUGUGCGUUCAAUCUGAUUAAUCAAAUAAUGUAUUUAAUAUUUUUUGAUACGAUGUAAAAUAAACAUUUUUCAGUGACGAUAGGUUUCAAUUCCCUUAUCUGCCUUACCAGUGAACCAUAAAGGCAUGCUUGUAACUUUAGAUGGUGAGGUUAAAUGUCAGAUCUCGGAUGCUCCGACCGUGGGGAGCAUUUUCUCAUUUUCACUUCUCCUUUCUCUUGACAGCAAACGGUCUGUGGUUUCGACUUGCUACGCGCCAACGGCCAGUCGUACGUGUGCGAUGUCAAUGGCUUCAGCUUCGUGAAGAACUCCAUGAAGUACUAUGAUGACUGUGCAAAAAUACUGGGGUCAGAAUCCACAUUUUGAAAAAAAUAUCUUUAUUGUGCUAAGAUUGAUCAUUUUACAGUUUGCAAAUGAUCAUUUUGAAACGUGAUAAAUAAUUUGAAUACCUGUUUGGGGCAGUAGCCAGCUAUAGACAGUUGUGGUCUAUUGGAUUUCCCGUUCAGUAGCGACACUGUAUAAGAGAGAUACCAUAUCUGAGCAGCCGUUAAAGAAAGCCUGCCCUAUAACAGUAAUCCUUCUACCCCCCUUCCCCCACCAAAAAAAGGAGUGGUUGUCCCACUGGCUAUCCUAAGUUGAAUGCACCAAUUUGUAAGUCGCUAUGGAUAAGAGCGUCUGCUAAAUGACUUAAAUGUAAAUAUUCAAAUGUUCUGUGUGCUUGAUAGAGGAUUGCUGCACCCCCCCCCCCUGCCAUUACUGCCAAUUUUACGGGGUUGUGAUCACAUAACAAGGUUUCCAGGAAGCAUUUAUAAAUGGUGGAUAAUGCAUCAUUUCAGUGGCAAAGUCACAAGGCAGAAUGAUAGAGAGGGUUAUUCCGGGCAAGGCCUGAGGAUAUGGCUGAGUGCUGCUACAUAACAUGGACAUGUCAGUGAGCCCAUCAUAGGCCUGUGCUGUAAUUACAGUCAUUGACUUACGCUGGGAUCAUCCAUUGGUCCAUAUCUCUUCAUAACCUGGCCCUCUCGGUUGAUCAGGAACUACAAAGACAGAGAAAAGGAACUGAGUGAUGUACAUUGAAACUCAUUCUGCAUUAAAGAUUCAGCCCGGGAUCUUAAGCACUUACAAAUUCGUAACAUAUUGUAUUGCAAAAAAAAAACAUUUUCUAAAUAAAAACACGUGUAACAUAUCAUGCAAAAUGGAUGACGUAGUGCACCAUUUUCGGGGACCCGUUUUGGCUCAUGAGCACUACCUUCAAAACUACUGGCUGAAAUUAUACAAAAUCUCUGGAGCAUCACUUUAAACGUCCAUUAUCUAACAGCAAAAUCUGAUAAUAGUCAAUAGGUGUUUUGUUUUCAAUUCGUUAACCCCACAACUCCCCAACUCCUAAAUGCAGAAAAUAUACUUCCAUUUAAGUAUGUAUUUUUAAAACUGCGUUGUAUUUAAGUCCCCUGUAGCUCAGUUGGUAGAGCAUGGCGCUUGCAACGCCAGGGUUGUGGGUUCGUUUCCCCACGGGGGGCCAGUAUGAAAAAAUGUAUACACUCACUAACUGUAAGUCGCUCUGGAUAAGUAAAUGUAAAAUGUAAAUGAAUUAAAUAGGUUCAGUAAUACUUUAGUUAUAGAUGCUUCAUAUGAUGUCUUAUGUUGCCUUAUAAAAAAACACUGAAGAAGGUCUAUGGACCGAACCAUUGGCUGUGAGAUCCAUUCAAAAGUUUGUGGAGAAGCUUGGAUCACUAGUGUGCUGGAGCUUCAUUGUUUUUCUAUUGCUUUAUAGACAGGAUGGAGUUUGAGUAUUAUGAAACUAUAUAAGGAAAGAUAUUGUUCACUGUAUAUCACAAGCUCUUGUGCUUUAUUACACAAUCGGUCCCCGAUUGAAAUGUUUCCGCAGAUUUUUUUUUUCCUCAGUUUGUCUGUCAUAGUUGACGUGUACCUAUGAUUAAAAUUACAGGCCUCUCUCAUCUUUUUAAGUGGGAGAACUUGCACAAUUGGUGGCUGACUAAAUACUUUUUUUCCCCCACUGUAUGUCAUUUGCCAGGUUAUUGUUAUCUAUGCGCUGUUGAAAAUGGUUUUACCAGAAUAAAAGUAAGCUAUCGGAAACAACUCUCAUCUCUGGCUGUAUAGGCUAGCUACGGAAUGGGGCCAACAAUAGAUGUUAUUUGGAUUGUUCAGGUUCACCAUUGGCAAUAGUUUUGGUAGUUUUGCUUUAAACAAUCAGUGUAUAUGGUAAUUUUUUUAUAUUACAAGGUCAAGUUAAUAAUUUCAUAACGAAGACGGCAAUCACUUUGCGAGGUGCACUGCAUGGCCAAAUCGGGAGGAUAAAAUAAUCUCACUAAAAACUUCCAAACGGUUGAAAAUCAUUUGUUUUUGCAGAUUUUAAUUUAGAAUGGAAUAUUAAUGUGUUUAUGCAACAAAUGUUAGUGCAUCGAACAAAUCGCAUCGAUUCGUUUCAAACUAAAACGUAUCAUUCCUGUAUCAUAUCGGAGCCCAUGUAUCUAGAUCUAUUUCCGUAUCGAAUCGUCUGGAAAGGGAAAGAUUCACAUCCCUAUUAUACAGAUUCACAAUGGUCAUAAACAGCCUAUUUAAGAUGAAUAUAUGUAUUAGGCAAUGCAGCACUAAUAAAACCCAAUACAUCACUUAAUAAAAAGCAGCUUCAAGUAGUUACCAAAGUGCUUUGUCCUUGAACUUACAUUUUACAUUUUAGUCAUUUUAGCAGACACUCUUAUCCAGAGCGACUUACAGUUAGUGAGUGCAUACAUUUUUUUCCCCUAUUAUUAUUAUUUUUUCAUACUUCUGUAGAAACAUCAUCAUGAGAGAGCUGGCUCCCCAGUUUUCUAUCCCAUGGUCCAUACCUCUGGAGGCUGAAGAUAUCCCCAUCGUCCCCACCACCUCUGGAACCAUGUGCGUACUUACACACAUUUUGAUGAUGCAUUCAUAGUGGAUAUAGCUGUUUAGCCAUAGCAAAUGUAGCCGUAUAUUGCCGUAAAUUGGUGCACUUUUAGGCCCCAACUUGACUUUCAUGCGCGUAACUCAAAUGUUCCUACAAUAUCCUCCAUUGACAUAAUUGCAUACAUUUUAAAUGAAGCGAAAAGAUAAGCGCACAUCUCAAUAGGAUUUAGCCAGCAAUGCAUAGAAAGUGGCUAAACUCCGCUCAUAAGGUAAGUUGAUAUUCUUAACUGUUGACACUCUUAACUCAGGAUGGAGCUACGGUGUGUUAUCGCUGUGAUUCGUCAUGGCGACAGAACUCCCAAACAGAAAAUGAAAAUGGAGGUUCGGCACCAGAGGUACAUGACACCUGUUCACACAGUCAAUGUGUACAGGGCUACUAUCAAACUACAGUACUGUUAAAAUGGUGCUUCAGUAUUGGUAAAUGGAAUGUUUUCAUCACUGUAAUGUAUCGCCUCUUUUAGGUUUUUUGAUCUAUUUGAAAAAUGUGGCGGGUACAAAAACAAAAAACUAAAGUUGAAAAAGCCAAAGCAAUUACAGGUAAAUAAUACCUAUUUGUGUCCUUUUCACGUUGUAGCUUCAUCAUGUGUUGGACAGUACAACUUACCUGCAUCUCAUUUGUUUAUUUCCAAAUCCAGGAAGUCCUUGAUAUCGCCAGACAACUCCUGGUCGAAAUCGGACAGAACAACGAUUCCGAAAUCGAAGAAUCUAAAGCAAAACUUGAACAACUGAAAACAGUCCUUGAAAUGUAUACGUUACUGCACAUUCCCAACUAUUUAGUAUUUGAUUUAACAAACUGCUCUUACAACAAAAUGUGUUUUGGUGUUUUGCUUUAGGUAUGGGCAUUUUUCUGGCAUCAAUCGCAAGGUUCAGAUGACCUACCUUCCAAAUGGGUGCCCCAAAACAUCCAGUGAGGAAGAAGGUAGGAUUUGUUCUAUCAUGUGGCCUUUAUAUCAAAUGUUCUCUCUAGUCUAUGAACUGAUUGUGUGUGUGUGUGGUUCUCCUGUGAUUUACUGGCUCAUUAUGUGUGUAUCUCUCCGUGUUGUCUGUGGUUGCUGUGCCCAAUAGACGUGCGUAGGGAUGACCCCUCUCUGCUGCUGGUGUUGAAGUGGGGCGGGGAGCUGACCCCGGCAGGCAGGGUACAGGCUGAGGAGCUGGGGAGGGCCUUCCGCUGUAUGUACCCUGGAGGACAAGGUAACAACGUCUAUCCACUCAACACCUAAAUGUUAAAGCAGUGGACGUCCUCACAGAUGCACACUGAUGUGUCAAAGCUGAUUUGGUAUUUUCCAGGCGACUACGCAGGGUUCCCAGGGUGUGGCCUGCUGCGUCUCCACAGCACCUACAGACACGACCUGAAGAUCUACGCCUCCGACGAGGGACGUGUUCAGAUGACCGCUGCUGCCUUCGCUAAGGUCUGUCUGACCGUGCAGGUUUUUUAGAGACAUUUCACUCCCAAAAUGAAAGUUGGUCAGAUGUUUUCAGACCAAAAAACAAGUCUAUUGUCAAGAUAAAUCCAUGUCCCAUACCAUUGGUUGAGCCGAUCCAGCUGUUUGCCUCUACCCCAAAUGAAUGGAAAAUAUCAUCACAGAAUAAAAUCUGGAAAUCUAAUGGCACUUACCUUUUCCAUUAAUUUUGGAUUGAGGCAUAUCUGGAUCUACUCAACAGAUGAUCUGAAAUGUGGAUGUAUCUCAAAAUUAGUCUACUUUUGAGGUCUAAAGAAAAACAUCUGACACGCAUUAUUUUUGGAAUGAAAUGUAUUUUUAAGAAUGUUGUCUUGUCCCGUUAGUCAGUCAGUCAAGUUAUAAUACAUAGCUUAGUGGUUAAGAGCGUUGGGCCAGUAACCGAAAGGUUUGAAUCCCCAAGCCGGCUGGGUGAAAAUCUGUCGUUCUGCCCUUGAGCAAGGCACUUAACCCUAAUUGCUCCUGUAAGUCGCUCCAGCGUCUGCUAAAUGACUAAAAUGUCAAUGUAAAUAUAUCUGGUGGCAUCCAUUUAGGGUCUGCUGGCACUGGAGGGCGAGCUGACGCCAAUCCUGGUGCAGAUGGUGAAGAGUGCCAACAUGAACGGGCUACUGGACAGCGACAGCGACUCUCUCAGCAGCUGCCAGCAGCGCGUCAAGGCCCGCCUCCACGAGAUCCUGCAGAGAGACAGAGACUUCACCGCCGAAGAUUACGAGAAGGUUGGGACUAAAUGAUGCAGCCUAAGUUCUGUCCUAUCCAUUUGGUCUGUGACUAUUGUGACUGAUAUGGGCUGUGGAGAAAGCCACUCGGUGACAAAAUAUACGUUGGCGUUUGAUCAUUAUAAGUAGAUGGUCUACUGUUGUAAAUAGAUUCUCGCUGAAAGAUUCUUUCUGAAAACGUCCAAUGUCCCAUUUUUUUUCUAGUCCUAAUGAAAGAGUCCAAGCAGGAUGCGUACGCUGACAUGGCUCAGAGAUGUGUAAAAUACUGUCUCUGACUGUGGGUCCUUCAAUGUCAGUGUGAUUUUUGUCUGCACCAUCCCUAAUAUUUCCUCCCUUCCUAGUGCUCAUAGUAUUUGUCUUUCUGUUCCCCAGCUGGCACCCACCACCAGCUCCUCCUUGAUCAAGUCCAUGCAGAUGAUCAAGAACCCGGUGAAGACGUGUGACAAGGUGUACGCCCUAAUCCAGAGCCUCACUCUGCAGAUCAGACAGAGGAUGGAGGAGCCCAAGUCAGCUGGUAAACACUCCGGUUCACAUCUCCAGCAAAGAUCCCCAUUGAAAGGAAUGAACUCCUGGGCUGCGUUCCAAAUGGCACACUAUACCCUUUUUAGUGCACCACCUUAGACCAGGGCCCACAGGGCACUGUAGGGAAUAAGGUACCAUUUGGGAUGCUCCCCCAAACUUUGCUCUGAAACCCCAUUUUAAGAUCCAUCAUUAAGUGUGGUCACAGGUCUCUCUGUCAGAAGGGUUAUCGUGGGUCACUGAGUCGAUGGCUUGAAUUGAAAGCCAGAGCUCUGAUUUGGAGCAACAAGGGGCUUUAAUGUGAGGUUAGUGAUGGAUGAGGAAAUGGACACCUUGAUUAUAUCUGGUUUGGAUUCUAAGGCGCAUCCCACUCACUGAGUAUGAAUGAAAACCAUAACACUCCCUCCAUAGAAAAAAUGGGUUGUCAGUCACUGUAUUUUGACUAAAUGUAUAUGAUGUUUCGGUCGUCACGUGACCUUGAUGAAAUUAAAAGACAACAUAUGUAAUGACUAAUGAUGUGUGUAUAUACACUAGAUGACUGGUAGGGGGCGCUGUUUUGAAGACACUGCACCUCCAUCUUGGUACUCCCACACCGUUGUAAAACAUAUUUUGUAAGCUAUAGAAAUGCAUUUAUUAAUGUCUACAUUUGUUUUUGCCACAUUUAUUAAAUGACAGACACCUUAAUGCAUACAUUUACAUUAUAUUAUGUGUGCUAAACAAAUGUAGACAUUUUGUAGACACAAAAUAUAUAAAACAAAUCUGUUAAAGCAUAACUUUUUGAAAGUUAAUGUUACUGUCACCACUACACCAAAAACAUACUUAAAAACAUGUCAAUUAGUCCUUGAAAUACUGUGGAAUUCCAUCCAUUCCUAUGGAGGACUGCUCCUACUGGGGAGUGACAAGAUGGCCGACCAGUGGCUUCAAAGCCUCUCAUUGGCAAAUACAUCAGCAGUACAGGGUUUAUAUAAAUCAUUGGUAAUGAUGACACAUGAAUGUUAAUGUAACAUAUACUCAGUGAAAUGUAUGUACCAGAUGAAAGUAGAUUACACUGAUAAUCACAGUUACUAAAUAAAGUAGUUUUGACCCUUUUCUUAUUCAUUAUUUGACAUUCCUCAUACCUAAUUUGCACCAUAUUUUACCACGAUGUCUGUAAGUUAUUGCAAUAUGAAUGAAAGACGCUAUAUAAUGAAAGACACAAUAUAAUUCCCUCCAUACAAAAAUUGUUUACAACAUUUUUUGACUACAUUUUUAAUUAUGUUUUGAUCAAAAUGUCACUAAAUGUGGUAGUUGCAGUAUUUGUAUGCAUGACUUUUAACAGUAAAAAAAAAAAAGAAAAAAAAAAAGUCAUACCUUUCUGUCCUGCACCUAUAGUGUAAUGUACAUUUGAAAACACUACUUUCUAGACAUCCAGCUGUACCACAGCGAGACCCUGGACCUGAUGCUGCGGCGCUGGGCCAAGCUGGAGAAAGACUUCCGGAUGAAGAACGGUCGCUACAACAUCAGCAAGAUCCCCGACAUUUACGACUGCAUCAAGUACGACGUCCAGCACAACAGCUCCCUCAACCUGACCAACACCAUGGAGAUCUACCGCCUGUCCAAGGCCCUGGCCGACAUCGUCAUUCCACAGGUAUGUUCGGGUUUGGAGCAAAGAUUUUACGAUUAGCAUUUUUGUAGCUGCCGCCAUUUCACAAAGACUUUACAGUGAUGCACAGCAGACGUACAGGACCAGUAUACUCACCGUACAUCGUGGUGAAGUUUGGAGUGAUCGAAGCAUUUAGAGUGGCAGCCCCUAUUACAUUCUCCUUAUAGAUAUACAGCUUACAUAUCUUAUAGUGUCACCAGAUAGACUAGUAAUCGUUGUUUGAUUAAAGGGACAUUUGUUUUAGUGGCCAGAAUGUUAUGCUCUUGUUGAAAUGGCGAUGUUCUAAAAACAUGGUAUCUUUUUUGCACCCCUGUCCCAUCAGGAGUAUGGUAUCGCUCAACCUGAGAAGCUGGAUAUCGCCAAGGGCUACUGCACCCCCCUCAUUCGCAAGAUCCGCUCCGACCUGCAGAGGACACAGGACGACGACACCGUCAACAAACUGCACCCUGUGUAAGACACACACACACACACACACACACACCCCAUCUCCAUUUCCCUUAACACGUGGAGUCGGCGUCCUCAGAGCAGUAUCCGUAUUGGUCUCCCUAUGAAAUACAAUUGCAGUUCUGCCAUGUGUGUUGUCCAGGUACUCCCGUGGGGUGAUGUCCCCGGAGCGCCAUGUCAGGACCAGGCUGUACUUCACCAGUGAGAGCCACGUGCACUCCCUGCUCUCCAUCCUCCGCUACGGAGCCUUCUGUGACGUGAGUCCUCUCUGACAUUGGUCCUGAACUUCCAUACUGUUACAUUUCUGUAUUGUAUCUAUUUAACCCGUUUAAAGGCCAUUAGAAUCCACCAAACAUUAAUGUAUAGUGCAUAUAUGUAUUAGUAUGAUAUGUCACGUUUUUUUUUUUUACAGUCAUAUAUUCUAUUUUUGUCUACCAAAUGUAACCGCAUUUUAACCAGAAAAUGCUCUUUUUAAUAUGUCUUUAAAUAUGUCUGAAUCCCACGUUUAACUGUUGCUCAUAUCCCAGGAGACCAAAGAUGACCAAUGGAAGAGGGCCAUGGAGUACCUCAAGGUGGUCAGCGAGCUCAACUACAUGACACAGAUUGUAAUCAUGCUUUACGAGGACCCUAACAAGGUACUGUAAGGUCCAAGUCUAUGCCUGUGGGUUGUUGGUUAUAUUAACUAGCACCCAGAAGUUAUAGGUGCUGAUACCAGCCAACACCCUAUUUAUUACCAACACCCUCAUUUAUUACCAACACCCUCAUUUCCAAGUCAUCACACAGCCGCUGUAAGUGGGAUUGUUGGAGUUUUUUUUCCAUAGACGAUAUAGGAUAGACCUCUUUCAUGUCUAUUUACAGAUGUACUUCAGGAUGAAACCUGAGGCAGACGUAAUGGUCAUACUAAUGUUGCCAAUGUAGUAUGGGUUGUUUUGGCGCUCGGUAUUAUGGGUCAUAGAGGUAACGAGGCGCUUUCAUCUCUAACUGUUCUGUGAUAUGUUUUUGAGGAUAACACCUGAAAGUAAUAUAUAAAUAAAUAUAUAUAUAUAAUUUGGUGGGAGCUUAUAUUUGUCCUAUUUCACACAUGUACAAGUAUGUAUUAUACGUAUGUGUGAAUUGGAAAUGUUUUUUUUGCAUAUCCCAACUUCUCCUCGGAGGGUGGGGUCACGGCCAGGGUCUGCCAUUUUCAACAGCUACCCUGUAGCAAAUUAGGGUUAAUUGCCUUGCUCAAGGGCACAGCAACAGAUUGUUUUCACCUUGUCGGCUCGGGCAUUCAAACUAGCAACCUUUCGGUUACUGGUCCAACACACGCUAGGCUGCCUGCCAUCCUAUUAUCACCAGCACACCAUUGUAUCAUUACUCUAGGACCCCUCGUCUGAGGAGCGCUUCCACGUGGAGCUGCAUUUCAGCCCGGGAGCCAAGGGCUGUGAGGACGACAAGAACCUACCCUCUGGGUUCGGCUACAGACCAGCCUCUCGAGAGGUAAGGGGGUCCCGGUCUCUGAAGAAACCAUGUUUGUUAUUAGAUACAAUGAAGGUCUUUUUGUAGAAGUGUGCAACCACUUUUAUGGGUGGCAUAUGGUGAAUGCUGAUGUAGUUACUGGGGAAAAAUAUCAUAGAAAAGCUUAUUGAGGUUAAAAGUGUUUUAUUAUGAGUGUGAGUUGUGUAGUUAAUAUUAGUAUUCGGCUUACUCACAUCUUGACAGGAAGUAGUUAAACUUAGACGCAACAUGAAUGGGCCUAUACCCUGUUUUUUUAACUCCAUUGUGUGCUUUUUUUCGGAUUAAUCUGGAAUUCCUGGUCUUUUCUAGACCUCGGGAAAUCAGAAAUAUAAUGUAUUUCUUUGUCUCAUGAUUAAAGUGGACCGUAACCUUCCUUUCCCUUAUACUUAACGUUCUACCAACUGUAUCCCUGUCAUCUCUAGAACGAGGGAUCAAAGAAGAAGUCUAAGGAAGACAACGACGAGGAGUCGGCCGCCGCCAAGCGGGACGAGCCGGACCGAGCAGCCCUAAUGAUGUUCAGGCCCCUGGUGUCUGAACCCAUCUACAUCAACAGGAAGUGCCCGCUGCCCCGCUCCAAAAAGAUUGGCUCUGUGGAAGUAAGUGCCACCUUUCAGGUCCAGUUCAGAAUACACAGGUGGUAUACAGGAUGGACUGUAUAUAAGCGUAGAGCUUAGAGUCGGAAAGACAGAUGUACUCUACAGUAGUCACAUGCUAGCUACGUAGGUGAUAAAAAAAUGCCUGGUUAGUGGUACUGCUCUUGCAUGUCAUUGCCUUGAAUGAAUAGUUGGGUUAGUACUGUGUAGUGUUGUAUGUUUACAGCAGAGCUAUGCAACAGAAUAUAACAAUGUGUGCCUGUAAAGGGUCACAUGACUAGUCACCAGACACCUUUGGAAUUUAAGCUUACUGUGUUACUUGUUACAGUGAUAUACCAUUACACUUAGAACAAGGAGGGAUUUUUAAGGUCUCAAAACAAUGCUGGUGUGAGUACGUUAUUUCUCUCGAUAGCCCAGCCGCGAGAAAGUAACAAUUGUAAAAUGUAUCUUUGCAUGAACGCACAAAAUUACCUCAAAGGACGCACUUCGCUAUUCUAAAAGUGGCGUGGACCUUGGUCGUUGAGAGAAAUGAAGUGCCACGUUAGCGAUGAAACUUUCAGCAAACUCACCUCUGAAGGUUGUUGCCUGUAAUUUGCAACUUGAUGUUUUGGUCUGCAUCUUCAACGUCUUUGGCUUGCAAUUUACAGAUUAUUGUAUGAUUAGUAUGUCUGUAUAUUCAGGUUGAUAUAUUGAAUUGAUUUUGAAUGUGACAUUGAAAUCUAUUUCUGUGUACCCACCCACACACACACAAAACAUUGCUGUAUGUUUGUGAGUGUGGUGAGUGCAUGGUAACUUCUACUGAUCUUUUGAAAAUGUUGUAAAAACUAAUCAAUUUUCACUUUUUUAUCUCAAGAAGUGGUGGUCACAAACACGUUUGUAUAAAAAAUAUUAUAAUCUGCAUUCUACACUUUAUAUCUUUAUAACAUUCAGCUUGAUGCAGUCACUCAGGUUAUAAGUAAUAAUGUAAAUUAUUACAAUUUUUUUUUUUUUAAAGGUCUAGAAGUCAAAGUUAUUUGCUGGACUUGGAUUGAGUAUUUAGCUAAAUUCAUAUUUACUGUACCCUCUAAUCGCCAUUGCCCAUACUUCAGUAAUGCACUAAGUCACAUCACCACAUUACACCUUGCAUGUGCAUAAGAGUGCAAAAUAUAUAUUUAACAGUUUGUCUCCUUCAGAUCACAAAGAAAUGUUCUGCGAGCAGCGUGUACCAUCACUUUUGCCGAACAACAACCCUUAUGUUUCAAAUUCACCAGUUACACAGCAACAUUGCAAAUGUUAAUUCAACACCCAGUGUCCAUAUUGUCCCACACUACACAGAGCUUAUAUUACACUUUCUGUACUUUCACAGAGUUUGAAAUAGUUGAAAAUGUAUAUUGACCAACACUGGUUAUUGUUGCAUUCACUUUACACUUGUGUAAGUGUUAAAAUCAACUCAAACAAGAGUAUAUUUUAAACUCUAAUUGUUGAUUACAUUGUAAUACCUGGCGGCAGUUAGCCUAGCGGUUUAGAGCGUUGGACCAGUAACCGAAAGGUCGCUGGUUCGAAUCCCUGAGCCGACUAGGUGAAAUUGUCUGUCAAUGUGCCCUUGAGCAAGGCACUUAACCCUAAUUGCUCCUGUAAGUCGCUCUGGAUAAGAGCGUCUGCUAAAUUACUAAAAUGUAAAUGUAAUACUGCUGGGUGUCGGGGUAUGUAUUACAAAAGCAACUAUCACUGUUUGUCUUUUGACUAAUAGUAUUAUAGUGAAUAUUGUCCCUCACCCACAGUAUUAUAGUGAAUAUUGUCCCUUACCCACAUUAUUAUAGUGAAUGUUGUGUCUAACCCACAGUAUUAUAGUGAAUAUUGUCCCUUACCCACAGUAUUAUAGUGAAUGUUGUGUCUAACCCACAGUAUUAUAGUGAAUGUUGUGUCUAACCCACAGUAUUAUAGUGAAUGUUGUGUCUAACCCACAGUAUUAUAGUGAAUGUUGUGUCUAACCCACAGUAUUAUAGUGAAUGUUGUGUCUAACCCACAGUAUUAUAGUGAAUGUUGUGUCUAACCCACAGUAUUAUAGUGAAUGUUGUGUCUAACCCACAGUAUUAUAGUGAAUGUUGUGUCUAACCCACAGUAUUAUAGUGAAUGUUGUGUCUAACCCACAGUAUUAUAGUGAAUGUUGUGUCUAACCCACAGUAUUAUAGUGAAUGUUGUGUCUAACCCACAGUAUCACAUGGUGUUGGCAGUACACUGUUAGAUGAUUUUAACUUGACUUAAUACAUUACACCAGCUGUAUGCUGACACUAAUGCUGAGAGAAUAGUCUGCACACAUCAGCUAAAGUUGCCCUGAGCUACAUUUACUUUAAAAUGUAUUCAUUGAUUGAUAAUUAGCUGAUCGACCAACUUGUGCCAGGAGCACAGAAUUGACUUGAACAUCAAUAUGAACCGUAAAUGGAGAAUUUAACAAUUGCGAUUUACAUUGAUUUGUUUCUCUUUUUCUUUUCUUUGUUGCUUUCCUUUUAGUCCCCAUUGCAGCCAGACUUUAUCAAGACCGCAGCCGGCAAAGUAUGACGAUACAUUAUACCAAAACCCAAACAAACUAAAAAAAAAAAAAGGUCCUACUUGUGAAUGUUGAUGGGACACACACAUACGUUAGCUGGGGACUGUUUUUUUUUUUUGUAAUGUUGCAUGACUGUGCUGUUUUUGCCCCCCUCUCUCUCACUUCCAGGAAGAGAGCCCCCUGAGUGUGUCUAACCCUGACUCUAUUGGUAACUGGCUUCAUUACACCUGUGGUGUUGGUACUGGGCGUCGAAGACGCAGAUCAGGGGACCAAAUCACUUCCUCCCCUGUCUCCCCCAAAUCACUGGCUUUCACAUCCAGUAUUUUUGGCUCAUGGCAACAGGUUUUUACCCAUUUUAAUUUAUUAUCCACACAAACAGAUGACACCUACUCUUGUUCAUGCGCACUUAAAAACACUGCUGCAGUCAGCAAGGACACCUAAUCAGCAGAUUAAUGUAAAGACACCAUUUUUACCCCCAUUCAUAUAUUUUAAAAAAUGUGUGCCAUUUUGUUCAUAAUUUUUUUUUAAGGGCUAAAUGAUCCUGUGAAGAAUGAUUCCUUUUUGUCUAAUUUUUUUGGGGUCAUUUGGCUCAUUGGGUCCAUACAGUGAAGAUGUUAACUCUAACACAAUCAUUUUAGCUUUUAGUGUCUUCCAUUGUAAUAGCAUUGCAAUUCAAAGAUUGCUGGCUAUGGGAUACUCAUUUUCCACUGUAUUUCUUUUUUUUUGUUUUUGCAACUGACAUUGUUGCUCUGCUGCCUUGGUGGAAUUCACACUUUCCUCACAAUGUGGCCACAAUGUCUACUAGAGGUGCACCUAGACAGUUUUACAAAAACUUUUUAAAAGCGCUUAGCGCCAACCAGCUAAAGAGACACUGUCUGUGGCUCUCUCCCUGGUUUCAUCUUUGUUGAGGUUUCCCCCUGUUUUGUCAUUGUACCCCGGAUAAAUAUUUUGUUGGUUUUAGUUUUUUUGGAUUUUUUUUUUACAUCAUAUUUAUUUUAGUUAAUACCUGCUCAUGGACUCUUCAAUUAUGGCUGAGUGAAAUAUAUUCCACUAUAUUGGUAUCGCCAAGUACGAUGUAUAGUUAAAACUGUCCGUGACAUGAAACACAUUUGUUUUUAUUAACCUAAAGCAUUUACACCAAAUAUUCAUUCACUCAUUCAUAACUUGAGCAAAGAGUUUGUGUGAAAUAUUUGAAACACCAGAAUGUAUGUCCUGCUUUUGUCAUGCACUUUCACCUUCUGUCAACAUGGAAAGCCAUAACUGAACCAGUCUGUCAGCACGGUUUGGUGACGUUGUUUUUAAUCCCAUCUAAGAGACUAGGUAAAGACCACUCUUUAUAUUCAUCUGCUGAAACAGACAUUAGCUGUCCUUCGCGACUCACUCGGUUUUGCUGUUGAGUGAGAAUUUGAACAAUAAUCUGGGCCAUUAUCAGAGUGGCUAGUGUGACUAACAUGCAGAUUUUGGAGAUCUGUUUGGGGUGGGAUGUCCGUCCUAAGGUUGCCUGCCGCUUGUGCCUCCAAGAACAUUGGCCCAGCUUGGCUGCGAUGCAACUUAACACACUUGUUUCUAAUGCUUUGCACAAAUGAAAUGUAGAGCAGGCUAUUUCAACUACAUUUCUUGUCCCAUUUGCCAAAUGGAAACCACCCGAUUUUAAUGUGAAAUUGGCUGUAUUUUAUACUUUUGACCAAUUCUUUUGACCAGAUUAUAUUAACGAUAGGGCCAUGGAAGUCAUCCUAUAUAGGGGAAAUGCAGUGUGAAUAUUUAAAGCAGGUCAAAGGUUGACACUAAAUCAUAUAUAUAUAUAUAUAUAUAUAUAUAGAAAAGCAAUAGCUUUCAAUUAUAGCAGUGAUCAAUAAUAGUAUGUAUUAUAGAACAUUAUAGUAGUAUGUAUUAUAUUAUAGUAUGUAUUAUAGUAUAUUAUACAGUGCAUUCGGAAAGUAUUCAGACCCCUUUUUCCACAUUUUGUUACGUUACAGCCUCAUUCUAAAAUUGAUUAUCUGCACACAAUACCCCAUAAUGACAAAGCAAUUUUUUUUGCAAAUAAAUAAAAAAUAGAUACCUUAUUUACUGAAGUAUUCAGACCCUUUGCUAUGAGACUCGAAAUUGAGCUCAGGUGCAUCCUGUUUCCAUUGAGAUGUUUCUACAACUUGAUUGGAGUCCAACUGUGGUAAAUUCAAUUGAUUGGACAUGAUUUGGAAAGGCACACACCUGUCUAUAUAAGGUCACACAGUUGACAGUGCAUGUCAGAGCAAAAACCAAGCCAUGAGGUCAAAGGAAUUAUCUGUAGAGCUCCGAGAUAGGAUUGUGUCGAUGCACAGAUCUGGGGAAGGGUACCAAAAAAAAGCGACGCUCCCCAUCCAACCUGACAGAGCUUGAGAGGAUCUGCAGAGAAGAAUGGGAGAAACUCCCCAAAUACAGGUGUGCCAAGCUUGUAGCGUCAUACCCAAGAAGACUCGAGGCUGUAAUCGCUGCCAAAUGUGCUUCAACAAAGUACUGAGUAAAGGGUCUGAAUACUUAUGUAAAUUUGUUAUUUCAUUAUUUUUAUAAAUGUGCGAACAUUUCUAAAAACCUGUUUUUGCUUUGUCAUUAUGGGUUAUUGUGUGUAGAUUGAGGGAAAAAAAACGAACAAUUUAAUCUAUUUUUAGAAUAAGGCUGUAACGUAACAAAAUGUGGAAAAGGUCAAGGGGUCUGAAUACUUUCGGAAUGUACUGUAUAUUAUUAUUAUAUGUAUUAUAGAAUAUUGUAUAUUAUAAUAUUAUGUAUUAUAGUUUAUUGUAUAUUAUAAUAGUAUGUAUUAUAUUAUGGCUGUAUGUGUGGCGGCACUUUAAAUGUCUUCAUCACACCGUCUGUACAGUAUCUAACCGUCUACAUUUACUUCACACUGAUGUCAUUUAGUAGAACUAUAUCGUAUAGGGUAUACCCUACUGUACAUCAUUAGACUGGUCAAACAUACAACGAAGGACAAUUUAUGUACAUUUGCCUCUGACUGGCAUUUGAGAGAUUUUCAGAGAAACUCUUUAUCUCACUGGUGUAGAGGUGACACCAUCACGAGUCUCUCAGCCAAACUCAGUCGGCUAGGCCAGCUCUCCAAGGGGUUGAACAGACCCUCACAGUCUCUCAGCCAAACUCAGUCGGCUAGGCCAGCUCUCCAAGGGGUUGAACAGACCCUCACAGUCUCUCAGCCAAACUCAGUCGGCUAGGCCAGCUCUCCAAGGGGUUGAACAGACCCUCACAGUCUCUCAGCCAAACUCAGUCGGCUAGGCCAAGCCACUCUCCAAGGGGUUGAACAGACCCUCACAGUCUCUCAGCCAAACUCAGUCGGCUAGGCCAGCUCUCCAAGGGGUUUGAACAGACCCUCACAGUCUCUCAGCCAAACUCAGUCGGCUAGGCCAGCUCUCCAAGGGGUUGAACAGACCCUCACAGUCUCUCAGCCAAACUCAGUCGGCUAGGCCAGCUCUCCAAGGGGUUUGAACAGACCCUCACAGUCUCUCAGCCAAACUCAGUCGGCUAGGCCAGCUCUCCAAGGGGUUGAACAGACCCUCACAGUCUCUCAGCCAAACUCAGUCGGCUAGGCCAGCUCUCCAAGGGGUUGAACAGACCCUCACAGUCUCUCAGCCAAACUCAGUCGGCUAGGCCAGCUCUCCAAGGGGUUGAACAGACCCUCACAGUCUCUCAGCCAAACUCAGUCGGCUAGGCCAGCUCUCCAAGGGGUUUGAACAGACCCUCACAGUCUCUCAGCCAAACUCAGUCGGCUAGGCCAGCUCUCCAAGGGGUUUGAACAGACCCUCACAGUCUCUCAGCCAAACUCAGUCGGCUAGGCCAGCUCUCCAAGGGGUUGAACAGACCCUCACAGUCUCUCAGCCAAACUCAGUCGGCUAGGCCAGCUCUCCAAGGGGUUGAACAGACCCUCACAGUCUCUCAGCCCAAACUCAGUCGGCUAGGCCAGCUCUCCAAGGGGUUGAACAGACCCUCACAGUCUCUCAGCCAAACUCAGUCGGGCUAGGCCAGCUCUCCAAGGGGUUGAACAGACCCUCACAGUCUCUCAGCCAAACUCAGUCGGCUAGGCCAGCUCUCCAAGGGGUUGAACAGACCCUCACAGCAGCUGUGCUAGAAGAGGCUUCCAAUUGGCUCAUUCAUCCCCCCCCCCCCCCCCCCCCCUCUCUCCCCUGUAGCUAUUCCCCAGGUCGUUGCUGUAAAUGAGAAUAUGUUCUCAGUCAACUCACCUGGUAAAAUAAGGGUAAAAUAAAUUCAAUAUAAAAGCACCACUUACUGUAAUGUGUGUUUUCUCUAUGGAGCCUGGUUGAUGGUAGUCACUAAGGAGGGUCUGCUGCCUUACUAGACAGGGGUUACCCUCCCCGGCCCUCCAGGUGAGCUCUGUGAGGUGUGAGAAUGGGCUCAUAGUGUGCUCAUGGUCUUCAACCCACUGACCCAGACCAGGAUCCUGCUGUGAGGUCCGCCCCACUCCACCUCUACCUCCCUUCACCCCAAAAAAAAAAAAAAGGGGCAGAGGAUCCGCUCAUUUCAAGUUUGUCUCGUUUUCUUUGUCCGUGCACGAAACGGUGAUAUUAACAUCUUGGAAAGGAAAAUGAGAACACCAAAACCCUCAACUUCUUUCUUCUUCAUGUUUUGUCUUCACUUUGACCUUUUGUUUUGACACGUGUGUAAUGUGUAUCUUGGUUAAAGUUGUGCAGUCUUGAUUGUUUUCUGUUGCCAUGUCCAUCCUCAUCCCUCAACUCCUGCAUCUCUCUCACCCUCAUCCCUCAACUCCUGCAUCUCUCUCACCCUCAUCCCUCAACUCCUGCAUCUCUCUCACCCUCAUCCCUCAACUCCUGCAUCUCUCACCCUAAUUUCUCAACUCCUGCAUCUCUCACCCUAAUUUCUCAACUCCUGCAUCUCUCUCACCCUCAUCCCUCACUCUGCAUCUUCUCUCACCCUCACUCCUGCCCUCCACUCACUCCCUUCCUGCAUCUCUCUCACCCUCAUCCUCUCAACUCAUGCAUCUCUCCCCUCACCCUCAAUCAUCCUCUACCCUCCCUCAACUCCUGCAUCCUCUCACCCUCAUCCCUCACUAUGCAUCCUCUCACCAUCAAAAUCUCACCCAUCUCCUCACUCUGCAUCUCUCUCAUCUCCCACCUCAUCCUCAACUCCUGCAUUCUCUCACCCUCAUCCCUCAACUCCUGCAUCUCUCUCACCCUCAUCCCUCAACUCCUGCAUCUCUCUCACCCUCAUCCCUCAACUCCUGCAUCUCUCUCACCCUCAUCCCUCAACUCCUGCAUCUCUCUCACCCUCAUCCCUCAACUCCUGCAUCUCUCUCACCCACCCCCCUCAUCCCUCAACUCCUGCAUCUCUCUCCUAUCCUCACCCUCCUCCACUCCCUCAACUCCUGCAUCUCUCUCACCCUCAUCCCUCAACUCCUGCAUCUCUCUCACCCUCAUCCCUCAACUCACUUGCAUCUCUCUCACCCUCAUCCCUCAACUCCUGCAUCCUCUCACCCUCAUCCCUCAACCUCCUCCACUCCUCGCACUCUCUCACCCUCAUCCCUCACUCCUGCAUCUCUCUCACCCUCAUCCCUCAACUCCUGCAUCUCUCUCACCCUCAUCCCUCAACUCCUGCAUCUCUCUCACCCUCAUCCCUCAACUCCUGCAUCUUCUCUCACCCUUCACCCUCAUCCCUCAACUCCUGCAUCUCUCUCACCCUCACCCUCAACUCCUGCAUCUCUCUCAUCCCUCAACUCCUGCAUCUCUCUCACCCUCAUCCCUCAACUCCUGCAUCUCUCAUCCUCACUCGCCUCUCAUCCCUCAACUCCUGAAUCUCUCCACUCCUCAUCCCUCACUCCUCACAUCUCUCUCACCUCAUCCUCAACUCCUCACUCUCUCACCCUCAUCCCUCAACUCCUGCAUCUCUCUCACCCUCAUCCCUCAACUCCUGCAACACUCUCACCCUCAUCCCUCAACUCCUGCAUCUCUCUCACCCUCCAUCCCUCACCUCUCUCCUCAUCUCUCAACUCCGAUCCCUCAUCUCCUCAACUCCUGCAUCUCUCUCACCCUCAUCCCUCAACUCCUGCAUCUCUCUCACCCUCAUCCCUCAACUCCUGCACUCUCAUCCUACUCACCCUCAUACCCUCAACUCCUGCAACACUCUCACCUUCAUCCCUCAACUCCUGCAUCUCUCUCACCCUCAUCCCUCAACUCCUGCAACACUCUCACCCUCAUCCCUCAAUUCCUGCUACUCUCUCACCCGCUGUGUAAUUACCAACCUCUCACGUGGCGUGGUCUCUGUGUGGCCAUGGGGAUGUUGCAUGUUCCAUCUUUCUUUUCUUCUGCUGAUUAGUCUUUGUUGGCGUCUGCACUAACAUUUCCCAGUGCUGCUUAUUAACAUUUCUGUCCAGAAAAAAAGGCAUCUGUUUCAGUAAGGUUGUGGAGUUUCAGUGAAAUGUGGUAAUAUUGUAAUUUUUUCUCCUCAAGGUUCUGUCAGAGAACAAUGCCCAUGCACAGCGACCUGGUAGACUAUACUCUGAACACAAACUCACCCCGGGAGUAGGUAAGCAUAAUCACCACUUUUAGGACAUUUGAAACAAAUUUGCCCCCAUUUAUCACGUUAUAUUAUUAAGAAAUGUUUAAAUAUGAAAAUUCUAUAUUUUAAAAGAAUGUGAUUAGAUGUUUCAUUAUAUCCCUAGUUUUCAAAUGUUUUAGUGUCCUCACAUUACUUUAGCGCAACAUCAAUGUGAGGGCAAAUAUUGGAAGUAACUUUUUAGGAUGUCGGAUUUGUUCUGUACUGUAUGUUUUCUGCUGCAUCUCAAGUCUUUGCUUUGUGUUGACGGAGUCUCAAGCACCUGAAGUAUAAUGCACUGGCUGCUCUCUUCACACUGAAUGAUCAAUUACUAAAUCUGUGAUGUGGAGCUUGUUUGAGCAAGUAAUACAAGCUGUUAAGCAUACUUUAGACAAAGAUUUUUGCCACACAACUAAUACAGUGCUGACUCAAUUUCUCAUACAUGCUGGUAAUGUCCUUAGUGACCUAAAAUGUUGUCGCCACAGCAAAUUCUUAGCAGAAUAUUUGGGAUUUGUUGAUGGCUACCAUUUUAGAUAUGGCUGUCCUACACAUUCAUUCUUUUCAUUCACUUUUAUCUUGAGUCUUAUCUUUGUUUACUAAAGUGAUACAAAGUUUGAUAUUACAAACUAUUUAUUAUUAUGUUUGAAUUGUGUUAUUUAUUUAUUUCUCUUUAAUUUGAUCGUAUUAUUUGUGACGGUAUCUAGUAGUUAGUAGUUUGUCUGGGUAUAGUCAUAAUUAGCUGUGCAAUGAAAAUGACAGUUAUCAAGAUACGUAGUAACUGUAUAAUAGCCUAAUGGUUAGAGGACAGUACAUAGUUAUUAACUUGCAGUGACCUGGGUCAGGUUUCCCGACUAGCGUUGGAAGUUAGGCUUUUACGAAUGUUCUAACGAUGCAUUGUUCAUAACGACCGAAGAAGCUGUAACAUGCGUUUCCCAAAACACCAUGUAGAUAACACUCGCUAAGUGCCUCUUUACAUGCGUUUCCCAAAACACCAUGUAGAUAACACUCGCUAAGUGCCUCUUUACAUGCGUUUCCCAAAACACCAUGUAGAUAACACUCGCUAAGUGCAUCUUUACAUGCGUUUCCCAAAACACCAUGUAGAUAACACUCGCUAAGUGCAUCUUUACAUGCGUUUCCCAAAACACCAUGUAGAUAACACUCGCUAAGUGCCUCUUUACAUGUGUUACCCAAAACACCACGUAGAUAACACUCGCUAAGUGCCUCUUUACAUGCGUUUCCCAAAACACCAUGUAGAUAACACUCGCUAAGUGCAUCUUUACAUGCGUUUCCCAAAACACCAUGUAGAUAACACUCGCUAAGUGCCUCUUUACAUGCGUUUCCCAAAACACCAUGUAGAUAACACUCGCUAAGUGCCUCUUUACAUGCGUUUCCCAAAACACCAUGUAGAUAACACUCGCUAAGUGCAUCUUUACAUGCGUUUCCCAAAACACCAGGUAGAUAACACUCGCUAAGUGCCUCUUUACAUGCGUUUCCCAAAACACCAUGUAGAUAACACUCGCUAAGUGCCUCUUUACAUGCGUUUCCCAAAACACCAAGUAGAUAACACUCGCUAAGUGCCUCUUUACAUGCGUUUCCCAAAACACCAAGUAGAUAACACUCGCUAAGUGCCUCUUUACAUGCGUUACCCAAAACACCAUGUAGAUAACACUCGCUAAGUGCCUCUUUACAUGCGUUUCCCAAAACACCACGUAGAUAACACUCGCUAAGUGCCUCUUUACAUGCGUUUCCCAAAACACCACGUAGAUAACACUCACUAAGUGCCUCUUUACAUGCGUUUCCCAAAACACCAUGUAAAUAACACUCGCUAAGUGCCUCUUUACAUGCGUUUCCCAAAACACCAAGUAGAUAACACUCGCUAAGUGCCUCUUUACAUGCGUUACCCAAAACACCAUGUAAAUAACACUGUAAGUGCGUUGUCGGAGCGUGUGUCAGUACAGAAAGGAUCGAAAAAAGGCAGCGCUGCUCUCGGAUCAGCUUUCUCCGUUCAAAUUCUUAACCUCCCAUUUAGAAUGAAUGCACAAUAAUGACGGCGGACCAGCUCAUGGAGAAACUAUCACCUGUGGCUGCAAAUACCGAGUCCGCUUAUUCGAAUGGCUUACCCUAUGAUAAUGCACUAAAUCACAGAUUUGGCACAUCAUUGCGCACGUUUUACGCAUCGUUAAAUGUAUUGAGGCACAAUUACAUAAGCCUGCAAACUAGAACUCAAUAUGAUAUAAAUAUGUAGGCCUGAUAUGUAGCUUAAUGUUUUUUUAUCCUUGCUUGGCUAGUUUGUAACAAUUGCUAGCUUUGUAUUUGUACUGUAUAUAACUUUGUUCUUAAGAUAUCAGCGGCACAGAUAGAAUGAGUGUUUAUCUGUAUGUUUAGCAGAGAUAUUUGUUGUGUAGGGGAGGGCAAUAAUAAUAAUCGAACAAUGCACUUAAAUAUCAUACAAGUGGUCUGAGGCAGUCGUUAACUUACAAGCAUUUUCAAGUGCAAGUUUUAGUAACGAAGGUUUUGGUAAACAGCUCGAAGAUGGAACAAUGCUCCUAGGAAGGUUUUUACAAUUAACCCAGGUCUAUAAUGUCGGCCCAAAAGUUAGUUUUUGAUGUGCUCAAAGAUGUUGUUGAGGAGUAAAGACACUUUCACUGUUUUUAGAUAAAAGCAUUCAUUGUAUCGCUAUAUGAACGUGUUUAUAGCCUCAAGCUACAAGCUAAUUUAGCUAGCUAUCAUUAGCUGCAACAAGAUUCUAGCUAACUAGCUUGUAAGCUUGCACCACAGAUAGCACAAUGGGUUAGUUAUAAAACUAUUUACUUGCACACUUCAGUGCUGACAUUACCGUUCUCCUAGCAACAUGAUAUUAUACUGGCAGUCCCCCUGCAAAGACAUGCUAAACUUUGGUAAUAUACAUUUUUGUUUUUGCACUCUAGUGCAGGACAACCAAAUAUUUGUGCAACUAAACCAAGAUAGACCACAGCCUGUCGUUUCUAAUGGGAACAAAUGAGUCAUAGUCAGUGUUGUCAACUCCUCAGUAAGGAAAGUAGCUAUUGGCUGUCCUAAAAGUCGCUAGAAGUAUGAAAAAUGUAUGCACUCACUAAACUGUAAGUCGCUCUGGGUAAGAGCGUCUGCUAAAUGACUAAAAUGUAAUGUAAAUGCACCCCCCCCCCCCCCACCACCACCACACACACACACACACACACAAUGCCAUCCUCAUGCCAAGUGACAUUACUGUCAUUAUGUGAAUGCUCUUAUGAGGCUGCACAAAGUCUUUUUGUGGCAAGAAUCUCCUAGGCAUGCAUGCUGCAUGCAUUCCAAUGGUGUGGACCAAAUGGUUGUUGUAUGUAUCUUCUCUAACUCCCACCAGGGUCUCAUUGCGCUGGUCUCUUUAGCACCAUGGUGCUCGGGGCUUCCUCCAGUGCUCCUAACCUACAAGAUUAUGCUCGCGUGCACCGUAAAAAGCUGACUUCUUCUGGCUUCUUAGAUGGUAUGUGCAAACACGCACACACAUCUUUAAAAAAAAAAGAUGAACCCUUGCUCAUUUUUCUAAAGGAAUCCUGUAAUUUCCUUCUGUGUAUUUCAAUAGGAAAUAUAUGAAUGUAUUCUGACACUUUGUGUUGGUCCCCCUAGUUUAACAUAUUGUGUUUUUGGACAGAAGCAUAAUUCAUGUGUUUGGGAGAAGAAAUUGCAAUAAUCCAUCAGCUUUUUGGCUAAUAUAGUGAAAUCUAUUGUUUUGAUAGUGAAGUUAAGGUUUAUUCAUACAAAAUAAGAUAGAUUUUUCCGGAGUUGUGCAAAAUCACUCAGUACUGAUCCCCCUCAUAACUCAUAACUUAUUUUGAUAAUCAAGAUCGUAUUGGGCUCCCGAGUGGCGCAGUGGUCUAAGGCACUGCAUCUCAGUGCUUGAGGCGUCACUACAGACCCCCUGGUUCAAUUCCAGGCUGUAUCACAACCGGCCGUGAUUGGGAGUCCCAUAGGGCGGCGCACAAUUGGCCCAGCGUCGUCCGGGUUUGGCUGGUGUAGGCCGUCAUUGUAAAUAAGAAUUUGUUCUUAACUGACUUGCCUAGUAAAAUAAAUAAAUACAUAUUAAAGUAUUCAAAUUAAUUGCUGGUCGAAUAUUCCUGUCUCAGAAAUCUGGUACUAUAUCGAUUUAGCUUGGCAAUGAGAUGCGAUUGUACUUUAUUACAUGGUGAUGUGUGAAAAUCAUUAUUUCAUUCAUUACUACAUUUUUUAUUUUUUAUUUCGUUAUUACUCAUGCAAACAAUAAUUUCUUAUGGACAGAAUCCGAACCUGACAUCUGCACACGUAACUAAGAUGUAACUAAGCAUACAUUUUGCUUUGAUUUCAAAGAGUUGCGUGUGCGGAUCUCAAGUAAGGACUUAGCCCUCAAUCACAGUUUACCUUCAAUCAUUUCUUAUUUUUAUUAAUAAUGCAAAUGUUUACUAAUUGAAUCAAUUUAAAUCAUGAGUGAUUCUUUUUUUUGUUGGAAAUUUACUAUUUUGGAAUUUGUAUUACAAAUGAAAUAUGGAAAACGUUAUUACUAAAGUUACUGUUGCUAGCUGUAAAGCUCAUAUGUAGUAAAAUGCUUGGAAAAUAGAGCUUUUCACAAUUGGUAAAAUGACAUCACAACUGGACACCUCGUCAUUUUUGGGAUAUGUUUUUGACACGACAUGUAGCUAGUAAAAGUGUGUGAACGGUUGCUAACUACCUGUAAAUAUCUUAAGCUAACUGGCUAAUUAAUGUAGCUAGCUGGCUAAUUGUUGGGCGAAACAAUUAACUUAUUUACAGUUGGUUAGCUACCGCACCGCUUUUGCUAGCAAACUUAAUGCUCCCUUCAAAACUAGUAAGGUGUCUCCACUAAUGUCUACAUUUUGACCUUUUGUUGGGGUCCAUUUCAAUUCAGUCGAUUAUAUAUUGGAAUUGGAAUUUCAGUUUACUUCCUGAAUUGACUUAAUUGAAAUGGAAUUGACCCCAACCCUGGUUUUGUUCCCAUAUUACACUCUUCAAACAGUCUACAAAUACUCAAUUGUAAUUUUAUGAAUAUUAUUAUUUUAUUUUUUUGGCGUUUUCUUAUGGCAGUCUUUGUAGCUUUUCCGCAUUUUUAUGCAUUUUAGAUCAUCCUUUUGGAUCUUUCCAGACAUUUUUGAUAGCUUUUAUUAAAACAGUUAGGCCUAUUCCACAAAGUUUAGAAUACUCUUUUUCUAUUAUACUGGCAGAUCUGUGGAAUAAGGUGUAGAUAAUAUUUUAGUUUUUAUUUGAUUGCUCACCCAGUUUUAGAACGUUACUAAGUAACACAUGUUAUAGCACUUUUUCACAGACUGUUUCACUGUUGUCAUUUACAUGGGCAUUUGAUUUCAAGCCGGAGUCAUUCCACCUCAAUAAGCACAAGAAAUAGGAUUUCGAAAACCCACCAUCUCAGAUUGUUCUGAAAUAAUUUGUAUAGUUCAAAACAGAUAAGAUUAGCAUUCUUGAAACAUUAUUCUGUUGAAAUAUACACUACAUUACCAGAAAUAUGGGGACACCUGCUCGUCGAACAUCUCAUUCCAAAAUCAUGGGCAUUAAUAUGGAGUUGGUCUCCCCUUUGCUGCUAUAACAGCUUCCACUCUUCUGGGAAGGCAUUCCACUAGAUGUUGGAACAUUGCUGCGGGGACUUGCUUCCAUUCAGCCAUGAGCAUUAGUGAGGUCGGGCACGGAUGUUGGGUGAUUAGGCCUGGCUCGCAGUCAGCGUUCCAAUUCAUCCCAAAGGUGUACGAUGGAGUUAAGAUCAGGGCUCUGUGCAGGCCAGUCAAGUUCUUCCACACCGAUCUCGACAAACCAUUUCUGUAUGGACCUCGCUUUGUGCACGGGGGCAUUGUCAUGCUGAAACAGGAAUGGGCAUUCCCCAAACUGUUGCCAAAAACGCACAGAAUCGUAUAGAAUGUCAUUGUAUGCUGUAGCGUUAAGAUUUCCCUUCACUGGAACUAAGGGGCCUAGCCCGAACCAUGAAAAACAGCCCCAGACCAUUAUUCCUCUCCACCAAACUUUACAGUUGGCACUAUGCAUUGGGGCAGGUAGCGUUCUCCUGGCAUCCGCCAAACCCAGAUUCGUCCGUCAGAAUGCCAGAUGGUGAAGCGUGAUUCAUCUCACUCCAGAAAAUAUGUUUCCACUGCUCCAGAGUCCAAUGGGAGCGAGCUUUACACCACUCCAGCCGACGCUUGGCAUUGCGCAUGGUGAUCUUAGGCUUGUGUGCGGCUGCUUGGCCAUGAAAAUCCAUUUCAUGAAGCUCCCGACGAACAGUUCUUGUGCUGACGUUUGCUUCCAGAGGCCGUUUGGAACUCGGUAGUGAGUGUUGCAACCGAGGACAGGCGAUUUUUACGUGAUACGCGCUUCAGCGCUCUGCGGUCCCGUUCUGUUAGCUUGUGUGGCCUACCAAUUCGCGGCUGAGUCGUUGUUGCUCCUAGAUGUUUCCACUUCACAAUAACAGCACUUAAAGUUGACCGGGGCAGCUCUAGCAGGGAAAAGAUUUGACGAAUAGAUUGUUGGAAAGGUGGCAUCCUAUGACAGUGCCACGUUGAAAGUCACUGAGCUUGGCCUCCCAAGUGGCGCAGCGGUCUAAGGUACUGCAUCGAAGUGUUGAGACGUCACUACUGCAUGUGGUUCGAUCCCAGGCUGUGUCACAGCCGGCCGUGACCGUGAGUCCCAUAGGGCGGCGCACAAUUGGCCCAGCGUCGUCCAGGUUAGGGGAGGGUUUGGCCGGGGGGAUUUCCUUGGCUCAUCGCGCUCUAGCGACUCCUUGUGGAGGGCCGGGCAAGCUGACUUCAGUUGAAUGGUGUUUCCUCCAAAACAUUGGUGCGGCUGGCUACCGGGUUAAGCAAGCAGGUGUUAAGAAGCAGCGCGGCUUGGCGGGUCAUGUUUCGGAGGACGCAUGACUCGACCUUUGCCUCUCCCGAGCCCGUUGGGGAGUUGCAGCGAUGAGACAAGAUCGUAACUACCAAUUUGGAUAUCACGAAAAAGGGGGUCAAAUUACAAAACAAUUAAUCAUAAUAAUCACUGAGCUCUUCAGUAAGGCCAUUCUACUGCCAAUGUUUGUCUAUGGAGACUGCAUGGCUGUGUGCUAGAUUUUAUACACCUGUCAGCAACGGGUGUGGCUGAAAUAGCCAAAUCCACUAAUUUGAAGGGGUGUCCACAUACUUUUGUGUAUAUAGUGUAAUUUGAUCUCUGAGAAAUUAAGCUAAUUGAUUGCACCCAAAUUGUCUGUUUUUUUAAUUUAUAGGAUUCGUAUCUUCAAUAAAUAUAGUACCUAACAUCCGAUUUAGACCAUAAUUCUUCCUAACUGUGAGUAAGACAUGAGGAAUCCAAUAAAAUGGUCAAAAGCCACCCACGGACCCCCCACAUCCCACGCCAAUCCCAUCCCAACAACCAGUAUACAGUAUCAGGUCUCUGUUUGACAAGUAGUAUGGAGCUGCUGCUUGGACUAUUGUGUCUUCAUCCUUUGUAAUGUAUUCCCUGUGAAUCUGGUGACGUUAGUCUUUUUUGUUCAGAGAAAUUAGCCAUUGAAGUCGCUUGCAUUAUUUACUAUAAAUUAGCGUGAAAGUACCAAGUUUUGCCCACUAGAUGCCGCUGUUCCUGAUACUUUUAUCCAUUUUGCUGGUCUCUUGUGUUUAUUAAAUGGAUCACAACAUUUUCUUUGCAACUUUGGGUAGAAAACCAAUAGCUUUUGCUCAUGAAAAUAAAUAGUGCGGUUAUCCUCACGACUCAGCCGCGAGUUUUUCCUUCUCUUAGGCUUAAUUUGUGUCCAGGAAAUGGCCCCUCUGUGUGUGUGUGUGUGUGUGUGUGUGUGUGUGUGUGUGUGUUUUAUUCCCUUCAAGAAAGGUAUGGAUUAGUUAGACCAUUCCUGGCAAACAAGCAAACCAUUAGGCUACAGCAAUUCUUCAUGGUUUCAAUUGUAAAAGUCCCAAACACAUACUGUAGAGUGUUUUGCAAGGGUAAUGGUAUUGGGCUGGGUAGGUUUAAUGGUAAAUGUCAGUAAUCACACUAAAUAUAGAGAUGUUUUCUAAUAAUUGUAUUGAAAAACAUACAACUGCCUUGCAAUGGUUUAUAAUUUGAUUAGGGUUGUCACAAGUUUUGGGCUUGUAGAAAAAGUAUUCAUAUGAGAAUUGCGUAGGAAUAACUAAUGAGAGAGGCCACUUGUUGGACUGUUCAAGGAGAGUUGGGUUGAAGCAUUAGGUUGCUAAGAGAAGGACAAACUGAAUUGCUUUCAUGGAGGACUGGCUUGACCUCACAAUUUAUGAGCAAAAGCUAUUGGUUUUCUACCCAAAGUUGCAAAGAAAAAUGUUGUGUUCCAUUUUUAAUAAACACAACAGACCAGGAAAGUGGAUACAAGUGUGUAGUGGCAGUAGCAGGAAACAGUGGGAUCUAGUGGGCAGAACCUGGUACUUUCACACUGAUUUCUGGUAAAUACAAGUUUAAAAAAAAGAAUAAAAAAAAAUCACCAGAUUCACAGGAAAUGCAUUACAAAAGAUGAAGAAGCAAUACAACAAACCGCAGCUUCAUACUACUUUUCAAACGUAGAGAACUGAUACUAUAUACUGGUUGUUGAGGUGGGAUUGGCGCGGGGGUCCGUGGGUCCGUGGGUGGCUUCAUGUCUUACUCAAUGGGAGGAAGUUUAGUCCAAUCGGAUGUUGGGUACUAUACUGUAUUUGUUGAAUAUUAUCUGAAUCCCGCAAAUCAAAAGGUCCAAUUUGGGUGCAAUUUCUCAGAGAUUAAAUUAAAAUUAAAAUAACGUUUCAGGGAUGCUAAUCUUAUCUGUUUAUAACUACAGAAAUGAUUUCAGAACAAUCUGAGAUGGUGGGUGUCAUGGCUUGCUGAAAUAAAGUCAUGAAGAAAAUCAAAAAUGUCUAAGAUUAUGGCUGUCCAAAUGAACAGCUUUUCCUUAGUUUUGAAGCAAAUUGAUCAGGAUCAUCAAACUUUUAAUUGAUUUAACCCAUAAAAUCCAGGAUUCUUUGCACAGUCACAUAUAAUGUAUCCUAUUUAUACUGUAAUGUGUGGAAAGUUGGACAUUAGUUAAUCAUUUGUAGCACUGAAAAGAUGCUGAAGCACCAGCAAGGUAAUUGUAGGAAAACUAGUUGGUGGAAGGCAGGUGGUGAAGCUACAGUAGAUGUGGUUUGGGUUUGAUUCUGCUAUAUGCAAGGUUCAAUAAAGUGGGGGACCAGUACAGGUGUCCAUUGGCCUUUUUAGAAAUUGUUUCCAGACAACCAUAAUAAUUGUUCAUCUUCACAAACCUUGCUCUGGCUGAGAGAAUCCUAACAGUUAACUCACUACUAAAACAAAACGUUCCUUUCCUCACCCUUCUUUCCUGCACGCCUUCUAAUACUUCACUUCUUUAGCCUUUUCCUAACCUCUAUUUCUGUUAGCUGUUGUACAUUUCAGGUACCUGUUUUUCUCUUUCUCAGAGGCCACGCGUGGGUCUGCUGUAAAACGAUUUUCUAUCUCAUUUGCGCGACACCCGACCAAUGGUAUGUUUGCUUUUGUUAAUUAAGAUGCACCCCCUUACCUCAUCCCUGUUUAUUUUGGUCUGGAUAGAAUCUUCCCUCCCCCAUGAGAUCCUCUGCUAGCGUCAAAGCAGUGCACAUGGAAUGUGAUCAUAAACAUUGAGACUACUGAAUGCUCAUGCAAACUUCCAAGACCAUGUGCUUCUUUUGUUCGCCUGAAAAGUCCUCAUGUUUGUCACCCUAUAGUUUAGGACCUCAUGGAGCUAUUUGUGGCUAGCUAGUCCUGUCCCCCUGCUCAUCUGUUCAUGUUAAUAGUUGCGGUGCUGUAGUUUUAGUAGUUUGUUUGGCUCGAAUAUGGCCUUCAAUGGUAUGUUUUUUUUUUUCUUGAUGGCUUUUGUUGUGUCGAGAGUUGGGUGACUGUAUCACAAGAACGUUGCCAAUCUAUAAAUGUUCCUUUAGACGUAUGGCAAAUUAUAGUUAUACCGUUAAUCUAGUCAAAUGUAGUAAUGUUUUGAAUCUAUGGCAAAUAUGGGAAUGCUGUUAUUCUAGUCAAAUUUAGUAAUGCCGUUAAUCUAUGGAAAAUAUAGUAAUGUGGUUAAUCUAAUUUAGUAAUGCUGUUAAUCUGGGCAAAUAUAGUAAUGCUGUUAAUCUAGUCAAAUAUGAAUGCUGUUAAUUUAGUCAAAUAUAGUAAUGCUGCUAAUCUAGUCAAAUAUAGUAAUGCUGCUAAUCUAGUCAAAUAUAGCUGUAGUAUCUAUUGCACUUUUCCUUAAUUGUUUUAGAUGUAAAGGCAACUUUUGAAAUUUGAAAUCAUAAUGUGAUAUCUGGGAUUCAUAUUUUCUUACAUUUGGUCCGCAUAAACCUGUCAGCCACCUCAGCUUGUGGUUGACUCUAAUUUUGAUGCAACAAAAUAUGAUUUUGUCGUUAAAGUACGUUCUUUGUACAUUAAACCAAUUUGCACUAAUUUGAUAAUUUUGGGUUAUCGUUGUUUUUCUUCUGCUUUUCUAAAUGGGUCAGUCUUUUCCAGUAUGUUCUGUGGUAAGUGUUUUAUUAUGUGUAAUUUACCCAUUUAUAUCUUGUCUGAACAUUGUUUGGUGUUUUUAGUUUUUCUGUUGUGUAUAGUUCAGCUUCCUUGAUCUUUCUUAGUCCUGCCCCCCCCCCCCCCCCCCCCCAGAACACUCUUGCUCAUGAAAAUGUAUAUUUCUAUUUGGUGCUGUUGUGAGGUGCUAUCUAUAAUAAAUCCUCUAAGCCACAGGCAUACAGGACAUGUCCUACAGUCCAAAAAGGUUUAGUAUAUUUAUUGAUAAAAUAUUAAGAUUUGUUAUCAUUAUUACUGUGAAUUUCUAGGAUACAUAUAUAAAUAUUAUGAAUAUAUAUUUACUUGUUAUAGGGAAAAUAAGGUCAAAUAAGAUACGUUUAAUAAGAAAGGGGGAAGAGCCAAUCUAUACCUUUUCCUGAGGGAUCAUAGUGUAAUUACUGUGUUAUUACAUCCUUGCAAAUAUACUUAUUAUUUUAUUUCUAUUUGGCCAACAAAAAAGGUUUUAUUGAUAAAGGAACUUUGUUCAAAUCUAAUAUUUUUUAACAUUAAUUUACAUAAUUAUCAUAUCUCAAAAUGUGUCUUUGUACAGAGUACCAAGGUUUUUUCAUCCAUGGUGUGUUAGACUCAUUGGGGAGUAUUCAUACAAAUAUGUGGUUAUUGCCUAAAAUGAUAAGCUCAAUUGAAUUUAGUUAUAUAUAUUUAGCAACAUAUUUAGUUCUAUGAAUUGCCUCAAUGACAUGCAAAUGGGGAAGAUUUUGAUGCUGUUAUUAGUGAGCAUAAAAAUGCCCCCUUUUGCCCUCAUGUUGUAUUAACCAGAGAAGCCAUGUCUCAUUGCAACAUACUAACCGUAUAUGUUUUCUGCAUCAUCACCUUUGUCUGCAGUGUCUCAGACACAUUUAUUUGCGCAUUGGUGUUACUGUACUGCCUAAAUAUUAUUUUCCCAGUUACUUGUUACCUUCUCAGCUGUCAAAUUCUACAUGCUUUGGAAACUGAAUCUACCGCAGCUCUUUCAGUCUUGAAAAGACACACUAUUAUUAUUUAUUUAUAUAUUUUCUACAAUAAUUUAGAAAUUAAGUAUAUCUAACCAAUUCCAAUUGUAUACAGUACAUUCGGAAAGUAUUCAGACCCCUUGACUUUUUCCACAUUUUGUUACGUUACAGCCUUAUUCUAAAAUGGAUUAAAUAGUUUUUUCCUCAUCAAUCUACACACAAUACCCCAUGAUGACAAAGCAAAAACAGUUUUUUAGAGAUUUUUGCAAAAAAAACAGAAAUAUAAUAUUUACAUAAGUAUUCAGACCUUUUACUCAGUACUUUGUUGAAGCACCUUUGGCAGCGAUUACAGCCUAGAGUCUUCUUGGGUAUGACGCUACAAACUUGGCACACCUGUAUUUGUGGAGUUUCUCCCAUUCUUCUCUGCAGAUCCUCUCAAGCUCUGUCAGGUUGGAUGGGGAGCGUCGCUGCACAGCUAUUUUCAGGUCUCUCCAGAGAUGUUCAAUCGGGUUCAAGUCCGGGCUCUGGCUGGGCCACUCAAGGACAUUCAGAGACUUGUCCCGAAGUCACUCCUGCGUUGUCUUGGCUGUGUGCUUAGGGUUGUUGUCCUGUUAGAAGGUGAACCUUCGCCCCAGUCUGAGGUCCUGAUCAUUCUGGAAAAGGAUCAAGGAUCUCUCUGUACUUUGCUCCGUUCAUCCUUCCCUCGAUCCUGACUAGUCUCCCAGUCCGUGCCGCUGAAAAACAUCCCCACAGCAUGAUGCUGCCACCACCACGCUUCACCGUAGGGAUGGUGCCAGGUUUCCUCCAGACGUGACGCUUGGCAUUCAGGCCAAAGAGUUCAAUCUUGGUUUCAUCAGACCAGAGAAUCUUGUUUCUCAUGGUCCGAUAGUCUUUACAUGCCUUUUGGCAAACUCCAAGCGGGUUAUCAUGUGCCUUUUACUGAGGAGUGGCUUCCGUCAGGCCACUCUACCAUAAAGGCUUGAUUGGUGGAGUGCUUCAGAGAUGGUUGUCCUUCUGGAAGGUUCUCCCAUCUCCACAGAGGAACACUAGAGCUCUGUCAGAGUGACCAUCGGGUUCUUGGUCACCUCCUUGAUCAAGGCCCUUCUCUGCUGAUUGCUCAGUUUGGGCCAGCGACCAGCUCUAGGAAGGCUCCAAACUUCUUCCAUUUAAGAAUGAUGGAGGCCACUGUGUUCUUGGGGACCUUCAAUGCUGUAGUAAUUUUUUGGUACCCUUCCACAGAUCUGUGCCUUGACACAAUCCUGUCUUGGAGCUCUACGGACAAUUCCUUGGACCUCAUGGCUUGGUUUUUGCUAUAACAUGCACUGUCAACUGUGGGAGCUUAUAUAGACCAUGUGUGUCUUUCCUAAUCAUGUCCAAUCGAUUUAAUUUACCACAGGUGGACUCCAAUCAAGUUGUAGAAACAUCUCAAGGAUGAUCAAGGGAAACAGGAUGCACCUGAGCUCAAUUUCGAGUCACAUAGCAAAGGGUCUGAAUACUUAUGUAAAUAAGGUAUUUCUGUUUUUUGUUUGAUACAUUUGCUAAAAUUUCUAACAACCUGUUUUCGCUUUGUCAUAAUGGGGUAUUGUGUGUAGAUUGAGUUUUUAUUUAUUUUAUUUUAUUCAUUUUAGAACAAGGCUGUAAUGUAACAAAAUGUGGAAAAAGUCAAGGGGUCUGAAUACUUUCCGAAUGCACUGUAUUACCCACAGUCACUAAUGGAUGACCACUGAAGAAUAGUGCUAGAGCCACCAAAGAGCCAAGUGGCUUGGAAAAAGAGAUGAAAAAGGAAAGAAGCCCCAUGUUCUUUUGUGUGUAUUGUAAUUUCUAAAACGUCUUAAAUAGUUGCAUGUACAGUUAUGACAUUUUCUUACAGUAUGGUAUUUUAUUAAACGUGCAAUAUGCAGACAUCACUCCGCCAUUUCCUGGUUGCUAAAAUUCUAAUAGUUCUCCUAAUUUCAGUUUGUGGCAAAACAAGCAAGGUGAACCUUCGCCCAAGUCUGAGGCCCUGAGCGCUCUGGAGAAGGUUUUCAUCAAGGUUCUCUCUGUACUUUGCUCCAUUCAUCCUUGUAGAGAAUCAUUGUGCAAUCUAAACCGCUGUGAAAUCUCUUUUCAAUUACCACAAAUAUUGUAUUUUCAGCCAUUUGAAGCUGAUGUACAAAACCGAAAGUAAAAGAUGCAAAAAACGAAACUUAAGAACAGGAAGCAUAGAAAUAGCUCACAUAGAACAGAUCUACCGCUUCUUAGACUUGCUUUCAAUGAGAUGUAUGACUCAUAUUUCUAUGCUAAUUUGGUCAGGUCGCCCAAAACGUUACAUAUUGCGGCUUUAAACCGAAUGUAAAAAAUAAAACACUAGCUUUUCCCCUGAACAAUAUUGUGGUGUUUGUUAGACCACUUUAUUAAAUCUCCCCCCACGUCCAUCAAAGGCUUUAAGGCUUUAUAAACCAAACUGUAAUCACAACUAGGGUAAGUUAACAUUCACUUUUGUGUUUCUUCUCAUCCUGGCUGGGACAGUCGUGAUGGGUAUUGCUUUCAGUGGGAUAUACUUUGUGUCAUACGUCUGCCAUCAUCCUACAGUAUUCACCUCAAUCAGAUCUGAUCUGUUUCGGUAGUGUUUUGUUUUUGUUUGCUGUCACUUUGAGAUAAUUGAAGCGUUGUGAUUUUGUCUGCCGAUUUUCAUUCCCCCCCCAAAUAAUGCAAUGUUCUCUGUCAUGAUUAGUCUCCAGAGGGCUUGUAGUGUUCUCUGUAUUGUCGGCUUAUCAUCCGGAGGCAUUUCCCCCCUCUAGGUUUUGAGUUGUACUCCAUGGUUCCGUCCAUAUGCCCCCUGGAGACCCUGCACAACUCGCUCUCGCUGAAACAGAUAGACGACUUCCUGGCUUCCAUAGCUGCAUCCCAUGAGUCACUCCUGGAGAUCUCUGCCUCCUCCCCAGGUACGUAUCGCUGCUCGUCGUACAAAUGAUCAACAGUAAUUUGUCGAUGCUCGCAUCUCAAUUUAUUUUUUUGUGUUCGACAGCUGGGAAGAAAACUCCUUUGAACACUUACACUCCAGCAAAGAUAUUGCCCUGCCCUUUCACACAAGGCAAGAAGAAUGUGGACAAGGCUGCAACUGGUAAACGAUUUAGUGUUGAUAACCCAUCACUUGCUAUAGUAGUAACUAAUAGGCUUGUUCUGUUUGUGUGACCUGUACUCUUUGUUGAACUGAAAGUGUUUGCUCUUUAUUUGACCAUUCUUUGGGCUAUUUCAGCAUUAUGGAUGUGACAUUUGCACAGUAUCACAAACAACAUUUCUCACAGAAUGGACACACAAAACAUAAUUUAAAUGUUUGAUGUGUGUGGCUGGCUGUAGUACACAAAAAAAAGGACUUGUUCAUAUUGGAGAAAUAAAGCAAAAAAUACGCUUUUGGAUGUGACAUGAAAUGGACAAGCUUUUUGGGGAGACUGAACAUAUUAGCAGUCUGAGUUUGUAAGUCUUACGUUUAAAAACAUGGAUAGCCAUUUUAGAAUGAAAGGCUUGGCUGAACACAAAAACAAUCAUUUUGAAAAGAUUGUAAUUUACAUGUAUUACUUUUGGAGAGGAGAAGCUACGAUUAUGGAUGUUACACUCCCCGUUAUGGAUGUGACAGAGUCUGAAACGGUCCGAUUUUUCUUGAUCAAAAUCUAUCAUACUGUAACACAAGUGUUGUCAUCUGGAAUGUUUUUAGAAUGUCAACAGAAGUGGAACUACAUAAUUAUGUUAAUUAGGGUAAUAAAGCCAGGCACCACACCAAAUAGAGUAUAAAAUAUAUGUAUUCUUUAUCUAUCAAAAUGACCAUUACCAGUUGAAUGUAGACAUGAGAUUAUUUGUAUUACACCUUUUCUGAAAUAUUGUGUUAAAAUGCACAUGAAUAUGCAAAUGAAGCUAUUUGGUAUUUUAUUAGUAUCCCCAUUAGCUGUUGUGAAAGCAGCAGCUACUCUUCCUGGGGUCCACACAAAACAUGAAACAUGACAUAAUACAGAACAUUAAUAGACAAGAACAGCUCAAGGACAGAACUACAUCAAUUUAAAUAAGGCACAAGUAGCCUACAUAUCAAUACGUACACACAAACUAUCUAGGUCAAAUAGGGGAGAGGCGUUGUAACCAUGAGGUGUUGCUUUAUCUGUUUUUUGACGUGCCUACUGUUAGUCUGCACUGCCAUUUUUUCUCAGGUUGACCUUCCACUGGAAUUUUACCUUAUUGUUCAGUCACAAUAUUCUUGUGAAUGGAGAAUGCCAAGUUGAAACAUCUGAAAGCCCAGUAACAGCUGGAGAUUAAUUCCACAACCUUGAGAUGAGCUGAACUCCAUUUCACCAGCAGUAUGAGGAGCUAUGCUCACAGUUGACCAUGCUCAUUGCGCUUCCUUUUCUCCCUCACAGGGACCAGCUCAUCGCCCACCAAAGAUCCCCGGUCUGGCUCUGCCAACCCUUCCCCAAACGCUGCAGCUGGGGAUAAAGCAUCCCAGCAGUCCCCCCCUCAGCCCACCACAGAAAGCAAAGCAGCCCUGGAACCCACCUCUGAGGACCUGGAGCCUCCUGCUGGUCUCUCAGCAACUCAACACUCCCCCAAUGACAAACUGGAGGCCUCAACCCCCGACACCGCAGGAGACAAAUGGGGCGAGCUGAGUCUGCAGCGUGAUGCCCAAAGUUGCAAAGCACCGCCACAAACCCAGAGUGGUGACACGCCACCACAAUCCCUUGCCCCAGGUGCACCAAGUGGCAAAGUGCCAUCAAAGAACCUUACCCAAGAUUACCUGACUUGUAAAAUGUCCCCACACCCACCUUCCAAAGAAAUCCAGAGUGGUAAAGUGUUACCACAAACGUUUCCCCAGGAUACACCAAGUGGUAAAGUAACAUCACUAGACCCCACAGAAAAGGGGUCCAAGACUUCACCCCAUGACAAAGUUCACCAGGGACUUACUUCUAAAGGUACUCUUGGAGAAGGUGCCAGGUCUUUGACCACCAGCAAGGAAAGGGAGGCAAAGCUGGACUCCAAAUAAACAAAUGUUCUGUUCAAGGUCAAAACAGUGUUGCAAUUGUUACACAAUUAGGAUUAGAUUAACCAUAUUUUGAGAUUCCUGAUUUCUCAGAAAUCACAUAUAAUCUCCGUCUAGACUAGGGAUAUUUGUUACAAAAUGCUGUUACUCUUAGCUGAACUUGCAACAUGGUCAUUUCAUGAAGUUCCAAUGUUUCCGGAGGGUGUCACUAUUGCACAGUGUGUGUAAAAGGCACACUUACCCUAAGACAUGCAAUGUGUUUGUGAUGCUCUUGCUACUGUAUGACUGCUUCCCAUUUGAUUCACCCGUUGCUUAGCGUCUUGUACAUUUGAAUGUAAUGCAGAUGUACAGUGUAGAAUUGAAAUGUUGAAUAUCCUGCUGCCCACAUCUCGCUGGAUUCCAGAACUGAGACUAAUGGAAUGGAUGUUCUGGCUCAUCUUGAGCCUACAAGGUCCAAUAUAUAUGUUUUUAAAGAGUCAGAUAAAAUGUACUUGUUUCCUGUACAGGGUACAUAUGUUUUCCACCUAUAUUUUCAGAACCUACUCUGAGCUUGCACUUCAUUUCCCAUUCAUGCAACUGGAACCGGAAGAGUCAGCCUUAUGAAUACUGUAAUGACCAUCGUUUUCACUCUUUAUUACAUUGUAAUCAAACAUAAUUGUUGUACAUAUUCAGAAUAAAUAUUCCGG